UUCCCAGCCUCGCCUCGGGUGGAGGGAUUGCGAGGAGGGAAAGCAAAACUACACGGCCUAUCAGUGUGUAGUUUUGUUUUUUUCGGGGGGGAAUAUUUCGAGGCUCGACCGUUCUCACCUUGGAUUUUUCUGGAAAAACCUUUCUGGAUAAGGAGACCUUUGCUCAUCAGAGUCAGCUGGGCUCCGUCCCAUCAGUCCGAGGCACUCUUGUGGAUACAAGGUGCCGACCAUCAUGUCAACGCAGGCGCCAACAUUCACGCAGCCGCUACAGAGCGUCGUGGCACUGGAGGGUAGUGCCGCCACGUUCGAGGCUCAAGUUAGUGGUUCUCCAGUUCCUGAGGUGAGCUGGUUCCGUGAUGGCCAGGUUCUUUCCGCCGCCGCUCUGCCCGGCGUCCAGAUCUCGUUCAGCGAUGGCCGCGCUGUUCUGAGGAUCCCUGCUGUGACCGCCGCACACAGCGGAAGAUUUUCCGUCAGAGCCACCAACGGUGCUGGACAAGCCACGAGCACCGCUGAACUCCUCGUUACAGCGGAGACGGCGCCUCCCAGCUUCCUUCAGAGACUGCAGAGCUCCACAGUGAGACAGGGCAGCCAGGUGAGGCUGGACGUCCGAGUCACAGGUAUCCCCACACCUGUGGUGAAGUUCUACAGAGAGGGAGCCGAGAUCCAGAGCUCGGCUGACUUCAGGAUCCUCCAGGAGGGGGACCUGUACAGUCUGCUGAUCGCCGAGGCCUUCCCGGAGGAUUCUGGGACGUACUCUGUGACUGCCACCAACAGCAGCGGACGGGCCACCUCCACCGCUGAACUGCUGGUUCAGGGUGAAGAAGCCGUUCCAGCAAAGAAAACCAAGACCGUGAUUUCAACCUCUCAGAUUUCACAGACCCGUCAGACCAGAGUGGAGAAGAGGAUGGAGGCCAGUUUCCAGGCCACCACCAUGAUGGAGAUGCAGGUGGAGGGUGCCGAGCUGACUCAGCAGCUGGCUCACAAGACUCCGCCCAGAGUCCCUCCCAAACCCACAUCCAAGUCCCCGACGCAGCCCUCGCUGGUCGCCAAGGUCGCUGGAGCACGCCAACAGUCGCCGUCACCUGUCAGACACGUGAAGGCACCCACGCCCACACCUGUCAGGCCUGCCUCUCCCACUUCAAGACUCUUGGUCUCCCCCAUCAGGCCAGUCAAGUCCCCCAUCACCACACGCAAGCAGGCGGUCGCCGGUGCCGACGUCCUGCCGCCCUGGAAGCAGGGAGACUACGUGGCCGAGGCCAGCUUCACCAGCAUGACCAGUAUGACCAGCAGCACUGUCACACAGCUGGGCCAGGAGCAGCGCUGGGAGCAGCAGGUCAAAGAGGUGGUGGAGGCAGCAGCUGUACCUUCUGCCGGUGGCGGCGUGGUUCCACCCACACUGGUGUCUGGCUUGAAAAACACAAACGUGACAGAGGGUGAGUCUGUGACCCUCGAAUGCCAGAUCAGCGGUGAUCCGACACCGGUCAUCAUGUGGUUCAGGGAAGACUACAAGAUCGAGAGCUCCAUCGAUUUCCAGAUCAGCUACGAGAAUGGAUUCGCCCGGCUAAUGAUCCGUGAGGCGUUCGCUGAAGACAGCGGACGCUUCACCUGCACUGCCACUAAUGAGGCGGGAACCGUCAGCACCUCCUGCUACCUGCUCGUCCAGGUGUCCGAGGACAUCGAGAGCAGAGAGGAGAUCGCUAUCGUCGCCGAACACGUUGAAACUGCUCAGGAAAAACUAGUAACCGAAGAAGCGAAAGAAGAAACCAUGUCUCAGGUGAGCGUGGCCGAGUCGGACGCUGCCGCCGCCGCUCCCUUCUUCAUCAAGAAACCCAGUAUCCAGAAGCUGGUGGAGGGAGGAAGUGUGGUCUUUGAAUGCCAGGUUGGCGGAAGCCCCAAACCACAUAUUAUCUGGAAGAAGAGCGGUGUACCGCUCACCACUGGAUACAGAUACAAAGUUGCCUACAAGAAGGAGACCGGAGAGUGCAGGCUGGAGAUCUCCAUGACCUUCGCUGAUGACGCCGGAGAAUACGCCGUGUUUGCCAAGAACCAGCUUGGAGAAGUCUCAGCCUCCACCAGUCUGCUGGAGGAAGAGGAAUAUGAAGCCUACGUGAAGAAACAGGAAGCAACGUUUAAGACUGAAGUGACAGCCGUGGUGCAGGAGCCCAGAGUGGGAGACGUUCCCCCCGUCGUUGUUACGGCAAUGGAGCAGAUGACCACCACCAUUAUUUCAGGACAGGAAUUCCAUCUUUCUGCCAUCGAGCAGAGGAUCAUCCAGGAGAUCGAGCUCCGCAUCAUGAAGAUUACGUACAGAGAGAUAGUGACAGAGGACGGAGAGUUGAUGGUGACCGCCGCCCCCACAGAGGCGGUGCAGCCGGCCUUUGACACGCCGGUGAAAAACUACAGGAUCAUGGAGGGAAUGGGCGUCACUUUCCACUGUAAGAUGGCUGGAAUGCCACUGCCAAAGAUUGCAUGGUUUAAAGAUGGCGAGCGUAUCAGGCCUGGAGACCGUCACCAGAUGGAGGUUCUUCAGGAUGGACGAGCCAGCCUUCGUUUGCCUGUCGUUUUGCCCGAAGAUGAGGGCGUGUACACCGCCUUUGCUACCAACAUGAAGGGAAACGCCGUCAGCUCUGGGAAGCUCUAUGUGGAGCCAUCUGGGGCACCUCAGAGAUACACACCGCAGCCAGCAGUGCAGAGGAUCAGGUCCACAUCUCCUCGUUCUCUGAGCCGCUCACCUGGGCGUUCUCCCAGCCGUUCGCCUGGACGCUCCCCCGCUCGCAGGCUCGAUGAGACAGAUGAGGCACAGCUGGAAAGACUCUACAAACCUGUGUUUGUCAUGAAGCCUUCCUCAUGCAAAUGCUCUGAGGGGCAAACUGCCAGGUUCGACCUGAAGGUCGUCGGCAGACCCAUGCCCGACACUUACUGGUUCCACAACGGACAACAAGUGGUAAGCGACUACACCCACAAGAUAGUGGUUAAAGAGGAUGGUACUCAGUCCCUGAUCAUUGUCCCAGCCAUGCCAGAAGACUCAGGAGAAUGGACAGUCGUGGCUCAGAACAGAGCUGGACGUUCAUCCCUCUCUGUCACUCUCACUGUUGAUGCUAAAGAAACCUUGGUGCGACCCCAGUUCACUGACAAGCUGAAGAACAUCAGUGUGAAGGAGGGCACUCUGGUCGAACUGGCUGUCAAAGCCAUCGGAAACCCCCUGCCUGAUAUCGUCUGGCUGAAAAACAGUGACAUUAUCACACCACACAAACACCCAAACAUCAGGAUUGAAGGAACCAGAGGAGAGGCCAAAUUCCAGAUUCCCUCAGCUGUUGGCUCAGACAGUGCCUGGUACACAGCGACAGCCAUUAACAAGGCUGGCAGAGACACCACUCGCUGCAGAGUCAACGUUGAGGUUGAGUAUGCUGAACCUGAACCAGAGAGAAAGCUCAUUAUUCCCAAAGGAACUUACAAAGCCAAAGAAAUCACUCCUCCAGAGGUAGAACCCCUGCAUCUGCGAUAUGGACAGGAGCAGUGGGAGGAGGGCGACCUUUACGACAAAGAGAAACAACAGAAACCACAGUUCAAGAAGAAGCUGACUUCUGUUCGCAUGAAGCGUUUCGGUCCAGCUCAUUUUGAGUGCAGACUGACCCCUAUUGGUGACCCCACCAUGGUAGUGGAGUGGCUGCAUGAUGGCAAACCCCUGGCAGCUGCUAACAGGUUGCGCAUGGUCAAUGAAUUUGGCUACUGCAGUCUUGACUAUGAAGUCGCCUACGCUAGAGACAGUGGUGUUAUUACCUGUAGAGCCACAAACAAAUAUGGAGUCGACCAGACCUCAGCCACCCUGAUCGUUAAGGAUGAGAAGGGUCUUGUUGAGGAAACACAGCUUCCUGAAGGCAAGAAGGGAGGGCACAGAAUCGAUGAGAUCGAGCGUAUAGCUCAUGAGGGAGGACCUGCAGGAGUCACCGCUGAAGAGGAAACUGAGAAAAUGAAACCUGAGAUUGUCCUUCUUCCUGAACCAGUCAGAGUUAUGGAGGGCGACACUGCCAGAUUCCGCUGCAGAGUGACCGGUUAUCCAGCACCGAAGGUCAACUGGUACCUCAAUGGACAACUUAUCCGCAAGAGCAAGAGAUACAGACUUCGCUAUGAUGGUAUUUACUAUCUGGAGAUCACUGAAAUUAAAUCCUAUGAUUCAGGAGAAGUUAAAGUGGUGGCAGACAACAACCUUGGCUCAACCGAGCACACGGUGAAGCUGGAGAUUCAGCAGAAAGAGGACUUCAGAACUCACCUGCGCCGCGCUCCUGAGGCUAAAGCCGCUGAGGCUACACCUGAACCUGGAAAAACACCAUUUGAAGUGGUGAAGGCUGAGAAACCUGCAGAAGACUCUCAGGUGAAAGAAGUGGUCAAGCUCAAGAAAGCCCAGAGAAUCGUCCAUGAGAAAGCCUCGGAAGAGUCGGAGGAGCUGAGGAGCAAGUUCAAACGCAGGACAGAGGAAGGCUAUUAUGAGUCCAUCACCGCGGUGGAGCUCAAGUCACGUAAAAGGGAUGAGUCCUACGAGGAUCUGCUGAAGAAAACCAAGGAGGAUUUGCUUCACCAUGCCAAGGAGAAGGAAGAGGCGGAGAAGAAGAAGGAGGAGGAGCGCCGCAAACUUACAGCUAAACCUCUAAAACCAGAGAGGGUCAAGCUCUCAGCCAGUAUGGAAGCUCCUAAGAUCCUGGAACGUAUUACAAGCCAGACAGUUGCACAAGGUGACGAAGUGAAGUUCAGAGUCAGAGUCGUGGGCAGACCAGAGCCUGAGUGUCAGUGGUUCAAGAAUGGUGUUCAGCUGGAGAAGUCAGAUCGUAUUUACUGGUACUGGCCUGAGGAUCACGUGUGUGAACUGGUGAUCAGAGACGUCAGAGCAGAGGAUUCUGCUAGCGUCAUGGUUAAAGCUUCAAACACUGCAGGAGAGACUUCAAGCCAUGCUUUCCUGCUGGUGCAAGCAAAGCAAGUCAUCACCUUCACACAGAAGCUGGAGGACAUCAAUGCCAAGGAGAAGGACACCAUGGCUACCUUUGAGUGCGAGACCAACGAGCCUUUUGUCAAGGUCAAAUGGCUGAAGAAUAAUGUGGAAAUCUUCUCUGGAGACAAAUACAGGAUGCACUCUGACAGAAAGGUUCACUUCCUGUCUGUGCUGAUGAUUGGCAUGAAAGAUGAUGCAGAAUAUGCCUGUGUGGUCAUAGACGAUGAUGUCAGGACGACUGCCAAGCUUAACGUUGAAGGAGCCCCCCUGGAGAUCCUGAAGCAGCUGGAGAGCACAGAGGUGCCAGAGACAUACUCUGCAGAGUUUGAGUGUCUCGUGUCUCGUGAGGAUGCGGAAGGCAGCUGGUUCUUUGGAGAAAAGCUGCUCUCCCUCAGCAGUAAAUACGUCAUAUCCUCCCGUCGUGGCAGACACACCUUGUCUGUCAAAGAUGUGAAGAAGGAGGACCAAGGAAAAUAUACCUUCACGGUGGGCGAGUUCAAGACAAGCGCCUCACUGAAGAUGAAAUUGCGUCCAGUGACCCUGAUGCAGCCUUUGACUGACCUGACGGUCUGUGAGGGCGACAUUGCGCAGAUGGAAGUCAAGUUCUCCCAGGAGAAUGUUGAAGGGACCUGGAUGAAGAACGGGCAGCCCAUCACAGCCUCAAACCGUGUCCACAUUGUUAUUGACAAACAGAUCCACAAAAUCCUGAUUGAAGACACCAACAAGGAUGACUUUGGAAUGUACUCCUUUGUCGUUCCCGAUCAGGAGAUCUCAACCUCCGCAAAGCUGGUCAUUCAGACUAUUGGCGUUCUGAUCCCACUGAAGGACACUAGUGCCGUUGAGGGCACCAAGGUUGUCCUCGAGACCAAGAUCUCGGCUCAGGACAUCAGCUCCGUUAAAUGGUACCACAAUGACCAACUACUGAUGCCCAGCGACCGAGUCCAGAUGGUGGCAAAGGGAGCCAAGCAGCGUCUGGUCUUCAACAGGACCUACGCCUCAGAUGAAGGACAGUACAAACUGGUUGUUGGCCGAGCUGACACCAGCUGCAGGUUAACUGUUCAGACGGUCCAGAUCGUGACCCCAAUGAAGGACAAGGAGUGCUCUGAGUCUGAGAAUGUCACCUUCGAGGUUGAGGUUUCUCACCCAGGCAUCGACGCCUUCUGGACCUUCAAAAGGCAGCCACUCAAAGCCAGCGCCAAGUAUAAGAUGGAGUCCAAGAACAAGCACCACACCCUGACGGUCAUGAACGCAAUGAAGGAUGAGGAGGGCGAGUACAUGUUUGCCGCUGGUGAGAAGAUGUGCAGUGCUUCUCUCACUGUAACAGGUGGUGCUAUCAAGAAGCCUCUGCGUGAUUUGGUGGUGGCUGACUCCCAAACCUCCGUGCUGGAGUGCGAAGUAGCCAACCCGUCUGCAGAGGGCAAGUGGCUGAAAGAUGGCCAGCCCGUCGACUUCAACGAGAAUGUGGUGAGCGAGGUCAAAGGCGCCGUCAGACGCCUCGUCAUCGUCAUCACCAAAGCCACCGACAUCGGAGAGUACACCUAUCAGGUCGCCACCUCCAAGACCUCAGCCACCCUGAAAGUUGAGGCUGUGAAAGUCAAAAAGACCCUGAAAAACCUGAAUGUGGUCCAGACUCAGGAAGCUGUGUUCAGUCUGGAGCUGACCCACGAAAAUGUGAGAGGAGCGCAGUGGAUCAAGAAUGGUGUCGAGAUCCAGCCCAGCGAUAAAUACGAGAUCAGUAUCGAAGGCACAGUCCACACCUUGAAGAUCAAGAACUGCACCACACAUGACGAGUCUGUUUACUCUUUCAAACUGGGAAAACUGUCUGCAAAUGCCAGGCUCAACGUUGAAACUAUCAAAAUCCUGAAGAAGCCGAAGGACGUGACGUCACUGUUGGGCGCAACAGCUGUAUUUGAGGUUGGCAUCUCUGAGGACAAUAUCCCUGUAAAGUGGAUGUUCAACAACGUGGAGCUGAGGCCAAACAAGCACUACAGGAUGCUCUCUGAGAAGAAGACCCAUAAACUGAUUGUCCAGGAUGUGGACAACAACAAACAGGGAGAGUACACCGCUGUGGUGGGCCACCUGCAGUGCAGCGCUCGUCUCAUCGUCGAAUCUCUACGAGUCACCAAACCCAUGAAGAGCAUGGAGGUCCCUGAGACUCAGGUGGCCACGUUCGAGUGUGAGGUUUCUCACUUCAACGUACCAUCCACCUGGCUGAAGGACGGUGUGGAGAUCGAGAUGAGCGAGAAGUUCAGGAUCGUGGUUCAGGGGAAACUCCACCAGCUGAAGAUCAUGAACACCAGCAGAGAUGACUCCGCGGAGUACACCUUCAUCUGCGGGAACGACCGAGUGUCUGCAACGCUCACCGUUAGCCCCAUUCUGAUCACGACCAUGCUUCAGGACCUGAACGCUCAGGACAAAGACACGGUCACAUUUGAAGUGAAUGUUAACUACGAGGGGAUCACGUACAAAUGGCUGAAGAACGGCGUGGAGAUCCGGUCCACUGACAGAUGCCAGGCUCGCUGCAAACAGCUCACACACACUCUGAGCAUAAGGAACGUCCACUUCGGGGACAGCGCUGAGUACACCUUCAUGGCCGGCUCUGCAGUUACUUCAGCCAAACUCCAUGUUGAAGCCCGUGUGGUUGAGUUCACCAAACACCUGAAGGACCUGAAGAUCACAGAGAAGAAGCGGGCGACUUUUGAAUGUGAAGUUUCCGAGCCGAACAUCCAGGUGAUGUGGAUGAAGGACGGUCAGGAGCUGGAGAUGUCCGACAGAUACAAAAUGACCUCGGAUAAAUUUGUGCAUCGUCUGGUUCUGCCAUCGGUCCGUCUGAGUGACGCCGGAGAAUACACCGCUGUGGCCGGAUCCAGCAUGUCCAAGGGCCACCUGGGAGUCGAAGGACGGGAUGUCAAAAUCUCAGAGCCCGCUAGCAGGGACGUCACUGUGGUUGAAAAGCAAAGAGCAACCUUUGAGUUUGAGGUGAAUGAGGAUGAUGUAGAGGGUCGCUGGAUGAGGAACGGAGUGGAGCUCCACCUCUCGGCAGAGGAACGGUUCAGCUACGCCACCAUCAGGAAGCUCCACCGCCUCACCAUCUCUGAGACCUACAGGAGCGACGCCGGAGAGUACACCUUCUUAGCCGGCAAGAACAGAAGCACCGUGAACCUUCAUGUCAGAUUGCCAGAGCCUCCUCAGAUCGCCCGCCACAUGCAGCCUCAGACGGCGAUGUCGGGUAGAUCGGUUCGCUUCUCGGUGCAGGUGAGCGGCAUCCCUCAGCCUCAGGUGUCCUGGUACAAGGACUCCCAGGCUCUGUCCACCAGCUACAAGUGCAAGUUCCUCCACGAUGGAGACGAGCACACGCUGCUGCUGCUGGAAGUCUUUCCCGAGGAUGCCACCGUCUACAGCUGCGAAGCCAAGAACGACUACGGAGAGGCGACAAGCUCCGCCCCUCUCACUGUGGAAGUUCCUGAGGUGGUGGCUCCGGUCUCUGCUCCAGUCCUCAUCACUCCCAUACGGGACAUCCUGGUUGCUGUGGGACACCCUGCCCAGUUCCAGUGCACUGUCUCUGGGGAAGAUCUGCAGGUUUCGUGGUUCUGUAAUGACAGAGAGAUCAAACACUCAGACAUCUUCAAGAUGUCUCGUUAUGGCGACACCUGCCAGCUGGAGAUUUCCAGAGUUCUCCUCGACCACGAAGGAGAGUACUCAUGUGUCGCUGCAAAUUCCGCAGGAAUGGCCACGUGUGCGGCGACUUUGAAUAUCGACGUAACUGCAGUGGAGAAGGAACCUGUGAUUCAGGUCCAGGAGCAAGUGGAAGUGAAACCUGUGUUCAAGCACAGGAUUGUCCCUUUGGAGAUCAACAUUGGCAACACCGCCAAGUUUGAAUGUGAAACUGAGGAUGCUCCAAACGUGAGCUUCAAGUGGUUCAAAGAUGGACAGCCCAUCAAGGAGAGUGAUAAAUACAGGAUUAUCAGUCGCUUCAGCGUUUCCUCCCUGGAGCUUCUGACCCCAACCAAGGACGACAGCGGCGAAUACACCUGCAAGGCGUCCAAUCAGCACGGCAGCGAUGAAUGCUCCGCCUCUCUCAGUGUGACAGAGCGCAAAGUCCCUCCAAACUUCACCAAGAAGCCCUCCGAGUCCAUGGUGGACUCCGUGGGUAAGACGGUGAAGAUGGAGGGUCGGGUGUCUGGCUCCCAGCCACUGAGCAUCACGUGGUACAAGGACAACAAUGAAAUCUGUGCCUCUGACAAAUACGCCAUCAGCUUCGAGAACAACAUGGCUGUUCUGUCCGUCAGAGACUCCACCAGCUCUGACGCCGGGGUGUACAUCUGUGAGGCUUCCAACGAAGCCGGCAAAGCUUCGUGUCAGAUUUCUCUCACCCUUUCAGAAACUGGCCAGGCUCCUAAAUUUGAUGUCCGUCUGGAGCCGGCGACGGUGGGCGAGGGGGAGAAGCUGAGUCUCAAAUGCAAUGUCAGCGGCACUCCUCCACUGACCGUUCAGUGGAUGAAGGACAGGAGGGAGCUGAAGUCCGAUGGAAACACCAAAAUCACAUUUGUUGAUGGGACGCCCUGUCUAGAGGUCAGCCCAGUCUCAAAGACUGACGCAGGGGAUUACCUGUGCAAGGCCAGCAACGCUUCCGGCACUGACUUCUGCAAGUCCAGGGUCACUGUGAAAGACAAAGGAGUCAAGGCUACCCCCACUGAGGCCGCCACCCCAGCUGCAGCUGCUCCGGUCAAAAGGCUCGACAACCUGUUCUUCAUCGAGGAACCCAAAAAUGUUUCUGUCACAGAAAAGGGCACUGCAACCUUCAUCGCCAAGAUCGGAGGCGACCCAAUCCCGAGUGUGAAGUGGAUGAAGGGUAAAUGGAGGCAGAUCACUCCCGGCGGUCGUAUCUCCAUGGAGCACAAGGGCCAAGACGCCAAACUGGAGAUCAGAGAGGUGACCAAGUCUGACUCCGGUCUCUACAGAUGUGUCGCCACCAACAAGCAUGGAGAGAUUGAGUGCAGCGCUGAGAUGGAGGUCACCAAAAAGGAGGAAGCGGAAGGACUUGGAGAUUUAAGGACAAGGCUGAAGAAGACUCCCUCAAAGCAGAAGAGCCCAAAGAAAGAAGGAGAUAUCGAUAUCGUGGAGUUGCUGAGAGGUCACGACCCCAGAGACUACGAGAGGAUCCUGACGGAACAUGGAAUCCACGACUAUCGGGCCAUCCUGCAGGCUGUCGAGUUCCUGAAGAGGGAGAAGGAGAUAGAGACUGGAAGAGCGGAGGUGGAGCAUGGUGGGCGCGUUGAAGAGGAGGACAUGGCCCGGCUCAUCCAGCAGCUCGAGGGACGCGUCGGCACAGAGCCCGUCUCUGUCGUGGAAGACAUCACUGACCAGACGACAGCCGAGAGCCAGAGCGCCACCUUUGAGUGUCAAAUCAGGAUCAACUACCCGGAGAUCACCCUGACCUGGUACAAGAACACCCAGAAACUGGACAACAGCGACAAGUAUGACAUCAGCAGUGUGGGCGACCACCAUUACCUGAAGAUCAAGAACUGCCAGGUCAAGGACCAGGGCAACUACCGGGUGGUGUGUGGCCCUCAUAUCUCCAACGCCAAACUCACCGUCACGGGACCUGGUCGCAAAACAGAAGAGAAAAAACCUGUUGAAGAAAUUGUUGAGAGGACUCAGUUCGAGAGAAUAGAAGAAAUCCCCGCAGUUCCUGAGGUUUACAGGAGACCAGAGGAGAAACCCUCUGCUCCACCUCCAGCUCCACCCAAAGUACAUGAAGUGAAGAAGCCGCAGCCCGAGGUAACUGUUGCUGCUCCGCCUCAGAGGGAGGAACCUGCAGCCGCAGAAGUAUCUCCCCCAGAGGAGAAGAAGCCAUCUGCACCAGCAGUAAAGCCUCCACCUCCUCCUCCUCCUGCUUCUGCAGAAGAAGUCAGACCCCCUGCAGUGGAGAAAAAACCAUCUGUACCAGUACCAAAGCCUUCAGCUCCUGCUCCUCCUGCAGCCAGAGUUGCUCCUCCUGCAGAGGAAAAGAAACCAUCUCCACCAACACCAAAGCUUCCAGCAGAAAAAGUUGCUCCUCCUGCAGCUCAAGUUGCACCGGUGGAGAAGAAGCCCUCUCCGCCAGCUGUAAAGGCUGAACCCUCUCCGUUGUUGGAGGAAGUCCCUCCACCUGAAGACAAGGAACCAGUUUCAGCACCUGGACCAACUAAAGUGCCGCCUCUUAAGCAAAAGGGUAAGGGUCCUGUUCAGGAGGCAAAAACACCUGAAUCACCUAAGCUGUGGAGUAAAUUCACCAGAAUACCUAAAGAGAAAGAACCAGAACCAGAGGUCAUUAAGCUGAAGAAGGUACCGGUGAAACCUCCAGAGCCCGAGAAACAAGUUGUAACUCAUAAAGCUGAAGUGACGAGGCAUCACAAUCCAGAACUAAUAGUUCAUGGACUUCACGACAGAGAAGAUAGAGAGAUAAUAACACUUGGAAGAACUGAACAAGUCUUCACUGCAGAGGAGGAGACAGUUCAGUUGGGCCAUUUUGAGGAAGCUGAAAGGGUUGUAGUUGUAGAGGAAACAAAGAAAGAAGGUUGGAUGAGAACCCUAAAACCACAGAAAGAGAAUGAACCUGAGGCACCAAGUAUAGAUAAGAAGAAAAUAACUAAACUGCCAAAAGCGGAUGAGCAGAAAGAAUCAGUUAAACUAAAACCGUUUGAAAAAUCAGGGAAACCAGAAGAAGAACCACAGAAGAUCCAACUAAAAAAGGUUCCAACUAAGCCCAAAGAGUCUGAGAAGGAAGUCAUAACCCACAGAGUUGAUGUGACGAGACAUUAUGAUACAGAGCUAACAGUUCAGAAACUUCGGGAUAGAGAGGAUCGAGAAGUAAUAACACUCAGCAGAACUGAACAAGUCUUCACUGCAGCUGAAGAGGCAUCAGAACUGGGAUAUACAGAGGAGCCUGAAAAGCUCGAGGCAGAAGAAGAAAAAUCAAGGUGGAUAAGAGCCCCUAAAGCACAGAAAGAUAAGGAACCCGAACCAGAUUUAACUAAAAAGAAAAUCAAGAAAUUGCCAAAGCCAGAGGAUGAGCAAGAAGUAGUGACACUGAAACCAUUUGAAAAACCUCAGAAACCUGAGGCCACUGAACCUCCAGUAGCUAAGAAAGAAGGCGAAGCAAAGACAGAUACUGAGUGUACUCUGUUCACGAGAGGUGAGAUGCCACAGAGAGAUCAGCCCUCUGCUGCUUUAAAACACAAAAAAGAUGAAGAUGUUCCCCUGACAAGGUCAGAGGUCAUUCCUGGUGUCAGCAAAGACCAGACAGAGAUCCUGCAGAAGAAAAAGGCUGAUCAAGUACUGAAGGAUGAGGAACCUGUAGCUGCUGACAAGCUUCGUGGAAAACCUAAAGUUAUUUCCACACCAGAUAAAGAGAAAGAGCAGGUUGCAUUGAAGCCUUUCACCAAAGUUGCCAAGCCUGAAGAAAAGCCAGAAAAGACACCUGAAGAGGAGAAACAGAAGUCUGUGGACACAACAUUACCCUGUCGAACUCCAAGAGAUGAAACUCCAAAGGAGCCAAAAGAACAGCAGCUCAGGAAAGUUGAAAAGACUGCAACACCAAAAAAAGAGGAUGAGAAACCUCAGAAGAAAGACGAGCUAGCUGUUCGACCCGAGAAACCCAGUCCACCAGGAAAGAAGGAAGUGAACCAGCAGAAAGAAGCAGCUAAAGAGCUCCCACAAAAACAAACGGAACCCUUAAAAAAAGGUAUUGACCUCAAACAGACUCCAUCACCUCAAGUCGAGAAAGACAAGGUGGAAGAAGAAAAGUCCCUCAAACCUAUUGAGCAACUCAAGAAGGUUGAGCUUAAAAAGACACCAUCACCGAAAAUUGAUAAACCAAAGCCUAAGGAAAUGGAACAAGUCCCUGUCGAGAAGAAGCCAAGUGCUGAUAAACCCAAAAGGAUUCACAAAGCUGUUUCACCAAAAGACUCUAUUGAAGCUGUAACACUCAAAAAGGUCCCAAAGAAGCCGUCACCAGAGGAGGCUUCGGAAUCAGAAAAGCCCGGUAAAGGGAGGGUCCCCCUGGUGAAGGAGGUGUCUCCUGGAGCCGUGCAGAUGAAGAAGGUUCCCACCCAGCCGGAGGAGGAAGUAUUUGAAGAGGAGGCGGAAGAAAUGGAGGGCAAGGAAGAUGAGGAGGCCUGGGGCUGGGAGCUGGUCCCCUCGGAUGACUGGGAAGGUGAAGGGGUUGAUGGGGCAUUGGAGACUCCAGGCAUGCCUGGCGGUAAAAGAGAUGGAAAGCCGGCAGAGGAGCCAGCGAAAGGCAGAGGCCGAGGAUUUGGGGCAAGACAAACGCCAUCACCCGGAGAUGGUGGCAGGGGCCGGGGCCUGAGGCCUGGUGGAAAGGGCCCAUCUCCUCCAGAGGAGCCCUUCGGAGGAUUCAAGCUCAAAGCUGUCCCUCUGAAGUUCGUCAAGAAGCUUCAGGACAUUGUGUUGCAGGAGGCCGAGUCUAUUGGCUCGUCUGCUGUGUUUGAGUGUGAGGUCUCACCUUCCACUGCCAUCACUUCAUGGAUGAAAGAUGGCAGUAACCUGCGUGAGGGCCCCAAGCACAAGUUCACUUCUGACGGCAAAGAUCGCAAGUUGAACAUUAUUGAUGUCCAGCUGUCCGAUACUGGCGAAUAUACCUGUGUGGCCAAAAACGCUGGCAAGGAAAUAUCCUGCACAGCCAAGCUCAUUGUUGAAGAGCUGCCUGUGAAAUGGUUGAAAGAACUGGAACCAGAGACGACAUGUAUGAAGGGUCAGCCAAUGUACCUGACCUGUGAGCUGAACAAAGAGAGGGAUGUGACCUGGAAGCGUAACGGCGGGGUCCUGAAGAAACAGGCCGGGAAAGUGGCCAUUAAUAUUAUUGGCAUGCAGCACGCUGUGACCAUCCAGAACUCCACUGAUGACGAUGCUGGCACCUACACGUGUGAGGUGGACGGACAGGAGGACGUCAAGACCGCAACCAACGUCAAAGUGAUCGAGAUCAUCAAAGACUGGCUGGUGAAGCCUCUGAGAGAUCAGCAUGUGAAACCAAAGGCCAAGGCCACGUUCAAAUGUGAGCUCUUCAAGGACACUCCCAACUGGAAGUGGUUCAAAGGAGACAACGAGCUCACUCCCUCUGACAAGGUGGAGAUCAGCAAAGACGGAAAGGACGUGGCGCUGACCAUCAACAACUGCCAGCCGGACGACGUGUCGGAUUACACCAUCGAGGUUGAGGAUCGCAGAUACACUGCAAAACUGACACUUGGAGAGCGUGAAGCUGAGAUCCUGAAGCCUCUCUCCAGCCUGGAGGUGGUUGAGAAGGAGGAAGCCAACUUUGACACUGAAAUAUCUGAGGAUGAUGUAGCUGGCGAAUGGAAACUAAAAGGCCAAGUGCUGACCAGAUCUCCGACCUGUGACAUUAAAUCCGAGGGCAGGAAACGGUUCCUCACAUUAAAGAACGUGCACCUGGAUCAAGCUGGUGAAGUGUCGUAUCAGGCUCUGAACGCCAUCACCAGCGCCAUGCUCACCGUCAAAGAGGGCGACGCCGUCUUCGUGGUGAAGCUGCAGGACUACACCGCCACGGAGAAAGACGAGGUGACUAUGGACUGCGAACUGAGCAAAGACGUCCCCGUGGUUUGGUAUCACGAGGAGAAGGAGAUUGUCGCGUCCAAGAUGGUCGUCAUGAGGUCUGAGGGCACACGCCGGUCCCUGGUCCUGAAGAAGGUGGAGCAGAGUGAUAAAGGGAAAUAUGUAUGUGACUGUGGAACAGACAAGACCUCAGCCAACAUCAAUAUUGAAGCACGUGACAUCAAGGUGGUUCGGCCGAUUUACGGUGUGGAGCUGUUUGAUGGAGAGACGGCUCGUUUCGAGGUGGAGAUCUCCGAGGACGACGUCCACGGCCAGUGGAAGCUGAACGGAGACAUCCUCAGUCCUUCAUCUGAUGUUGACAUCAUUGAGGAGGGAGGCAAGCACACACUGAUUCUGUACAACUGCAAAGUCUCCAUGACAGGCGAGGUGGCGUAUGCUGCCGCUAACGCCAAAUGUUCUGCAAACCUGAAGGUCAAAGAACUUCCUCUGAACUUCCUGACGCCGCUGAGCGACGUGCAGGUGUACGAGAAGGACGAGGCGAGGUUUGAGGUGGAGGUGUCGAGAGCCCCGAAGAGUUUCCGCUGGCUGAAAGGCUCGCAGGAGCUGCAUAGCGACGACAAGUACAAGAUGAUCCAGGAGGGGAACAUGUACAUCCUGUUGAUCCAAUCGGCCGCCUACGACGACGAGGCGAAGUACAUGUUUGAGGCUGAGGACAAAAGGACGGUCGGCAAACUCGUCAUACAGGGUAUUCGUCUGGAGUUUGUCAAACCAAUUAAGGACGUGACGGUGAAGGAGCGCGAGACAGCCGAGUUCAGCGUUGAACUGUCGCACGACAAGAUCCCAGUGGUCUGGUACAAAAACGACGUCCGUCUGCUCCCCAGCAAGGUGGUGCACAUGAUGGAUCACGAAAAGAUCCACACGCUGGCCUUCAAGGAGGUCACCAUCGACGACACAUCCAUGAUCAAAGUGGAGGCCAUGGACAAGUCCGUCACCGCCAUGCUCACCGUCAUCGAGGGCGACCUGUACUUCACCACCAAGCUGCAGAACUACACGGCCGUGGAGAAGGACGAGGUGAAGCUGGUCUGUGAACUGAGCAAGGCCAUUGCCGACGUCAAAUGGUUCAAGGACGGGAAGGAGAUCACUCCCUCCAAAAACAUCGCCAUCAGCGCAGACGGCAAGAAGCGCAUCCUGACCGUCAGGAAGGCGGAGAAGGCGAACAUCGGAGAGUACACCUGCGACUGUGGCUCAGACAAAACCACUGCAAACCUCAACAUUGAAGAGCGUGACAUCAAGGUGGUUCGUCCACUGUACAGUGUUGAGGUCACAGAGACGGAGACGGCCAAGUUUGAGACUGAGAUUUCAGAGGAGGACGUCCACGGGAACUGGAAACUGAAGGGAGAAGCUUUGCACCAGUCUGCUGAUGUUGAGAUUAAAGAGGAAGGAACCAGACACAUGCUGAUCCUCUAUAAUGUCCGAAUGGACAUGGCAGGGGGUGUGGACUUCUCUGCAGCCAACGCCAAAUCCAACGCUCAGCUCAGAGUGAAAGCUCGGUCCAUCGGGCUGAUGCGUCCUCUGAAGGACGUGACGGUGACCGCCGGAGAGACGGCGACCUUUGAGUGUGAGCUGUCGUACGAAGGCAUCGCAGUGGAGUGGUUGCUGGGAGGACAGAAGAUGGAGGCCAGUGAGCGGGUAAAGACUCGUGUGGCAGGUCGGGUUCAUGCUCUGACUGUCAGAGAUGUGAAGCUGUCGGAGGCCGGCGAGGUCAAACUGACAGCUAAAGACUUCCAGACUCAGGCGCAGCUCAUUGUCAGAGAGCCGCCGGUGGAGUUCACAAAGCCUCUGGAGGACCAGACGGUCGAGGAGGAAGCCACCACCACACUGGAGUGUGAAGUUUCCAGAGAGAACGCAGAGGUACGAUGGUUCAGAGAAGGCCAGGAGAUAAGAAAGACCAAGAAGUACGACACGAUUGCUGACGGCCGCAAGAGAGCGCUGGUCAUCCACAGCUGCGCUCCGGACGACGCCAAGAUGUACACAUGUGAUGCCAAAGAGUUCAAGACUUCCUGUUUCCUGGAGGUUACACCUCCUCAUGUGGAGUUUACAAAGCCUCUGCAGGACGUGGAGGUCAGAGAAAAGGAAUCUGCCAAGUUUGAAUGUGAAGUGUCCCGCGAGUCCGCCAAGGUUCGCUGGUUCAAGGACGGCAGCGAGAUCAGGAAAGGAAAGAAGUACGAGAUCAUCGCUAAGGGAGUCCAGAGGAUCCUCAUCGUCCACAAGUCGGUGUUCGACGAUGAGGCUGAGUACGAAUGUGAUGCCAGAACCUCCAAGACCUCCGGCAUGCUCACUGUCAUCGAGGAGGCAGCCAGGUUCACCAAGAACCUGUCCAACGUGGAGGGGACGGAGACAGACAGUGUGAAGAUGAUCUGUGAGGUGUCGAAGGCCGGCGCUGAGGUCAUCUGGUACCGAGGAGAUGAAGAGCUGCCAGAGGGCGGCCGCUACGAGCAGAUCAUGGACGGGCGCAAGAGGAUCCUGAUCAUCCAGGAUCUGAGGAUGGAGGAUGCCGGAGAGUACAACUGCAGGCUGAGUCCCACUGUCAAGACGUCUGCCACCCUCAAACUCAACGAAUUGGCGGCAGAGUUCAUUGCCCGUCCUCAGAACCAGGAGGUGGUGGAGGGUGAGAAAGCAGAGUUCGCCUGCUCUGUCUCCAAAGAAACCUACGAGGUGAAAUGGUUCAGAGGUGACAAGGAAGUCGACGCCGGGGACAAGUACACCAUCAUCAGCGAAGGAAAGAGAAGGGCUCUUAUUGUGAAAAACUGUGAACUGAAGGACGAGGGAGGCUACGUUGCUCACAUUGGCAGCGUUAAAGCCUCAGCUGAUCUGUUUGUGAUUGAAAAACUGAGGAUCAUCACGCCGAUUAAAGACACCGAGGUGAAGGAGGGAAGCGAAAUUGUGUUCAACUGCGAGACGAACACGGAGGGAGCGAAGGCCAAGUGGCUGAGGAAUGAGGAGACCAUAUUUGAGAGCAGCAAGUACAUGAUGGCUCAGAGGGACAACGUCUUCUCCCUGAGGAUCAGAGAUGCCCAGAAGGCUGAUGAGGCCAGCUACACCAUCAGCCUGACCAAUCAUAGAGGAGAGCAGGCCAAGUGCACCGCCAGCGCUAAAGUCGCAGAGGAGAAGCUGAAGUUCCUGGAGCCCAUCGAGGACAUAGAGACCCAGGAGAAGAAAACCAUCAGCUUCAUUUGUAAAGUGAACCGGCCCGAGGUGACGGUGAGGUGGCUGAAGGCUGGCCAGGAGGUGACGUUCAGCAAACGUAUCGUCUACAGAGCUGACAACCUAAAACACACCUUGACCAUCAAGGACUGCAUCAUGGACGAUGAGGGGGAGUACACCGCCGUGGUUGGAGACGACAAGUGUGCAGCAGAGCUGAUCAUCAGCGAGGCGCCGACGGACUUCACCGCACAGCUCAAAGACCAGACCAUCACCGAGUUUGAGGACGCUGAGUUCACUUGCAAGCUGAGCAAGGAGAAGGCUGUCGUCAAGUGGUACAGGAACGGACGAGAGAUCAGAGAAGGACCCAGAUAUCACAUGGAAAUGGAAGGAAAGACAUGCAGACUGAUCAUCAAGGUGUGCAGACCUGAUGAUGAAUGUGAAUACGCCUGUGGUGUAGAUGAGAGAAGGACCAGAGCAAGACUCUUUGUUGAAGAGACCCCAGUAGAGAUUGUCAGACCUCCCCAGGACAUGUUUGAACCUCCGGGCUCAGACAUUGUGUUCGAGGUGGAGCUCAACAAGGACAGAGUGGAAGUGAAGUGGAUGAGGAACAAUAUGAUCAUCGUCCAGGGGGACAAAUACCAGAUGAUUAGUGAGGGUAAAGUCCACAGACUGCAGGUCUGUGAGAUCAGACCCCGAGACCAGGGAGAGUACAGGAUUGUGGCCAAAGACAAGGAUGCCCGAGCCAAGCUGGAACUGGCAGCUGUUCCCAAGAUCAAAACCACCGACCAGAAUCUGGUGACAGAUGCGGGUAAACCCUUCGUCAUGAGUGUGCCCUAUGAUGCUUACCCCCGUGCUGAUGCCGAGUGGUUCUUUGAGGGUACUAGUCUGCCCAUCCAGAACAUCGACACCUCUACCGACAAGACCGAGUACCGCCUUAAGAGCCCCACCAAGGAGGACCAGGGCCGGUACAAAGUGGUCAUCAAGAACAAGCAUGGCGAAGGAGAAGCAUUCAUCACCCUAGAUGUGAUUGAUGUCCCGGGACCUGUCAAGAACCUGAGAGUGGUCGACACCGCUGACGGUGAGGUCAGUUUGGCCUGGGAGGAGCCUGAGAGCGAUGGUGGAAGCAAGAUCAUUGCUUAUGUUGUGGAAAGACGUGACGUGAAACGUAAGACGUGGACUCUAGCAACAGAUCGCGCCGAUACUCCAGAAUACUGUGUCAGCAGCCUCCAGAAGGACUCCAUGUACCUGUUUAGAGUCUGUGCCCGAAACAGAGUCGGCAGUGGACCUCUUGUUGCCACAGAAGAUGCUGUCCAGGCCAAGAACAAGUUUGAUGUUCCUGAUGCUCCAGAAAACGUUGCAGUAGCCAAUGUGAACAGGUUUGGCGCCACUGUCACCUGGGAGCCUCCCCAGUUUGACGGCGGCUCCGAGAUCACCGCCUACGUGAUUGAGCUCCGUGACAGGACCUCGGUGAAGUGGGAGGCAGCCAUGGUCUGUGGUGCAAACGACCGUUCGGCCACGUUGAAUGACGUGGUGGAGAACAAGGAGUACAUCUUCAGAGUCCGAGCAGAGAACAAGGCAGGCAUUGGCAGGCCCAGCACCGCCACAAACCCUGUCAAGAUCAUGGAUCCCAUUGAGAGGCCAAGCCCACCGCUGAACCUGAACUUCAGCGACCAAAUCAAGUCAGCGGUCACAUUGACUUGGGAGACGCCCACCAGCAAUGGUGGCAGCAUGAUCACCGGCUACAUCAUCGAGAAAUGUGACGAAGGCACUGACAAGUGGCUCCGCUGCAAUGCCAGGCUGUGCCCAGACCUCUCCUACCGGGUGUCUGGUUUGAAACCUGGACAGAAGUACCUCUACAGAGUUUGUGCUGAGAACGCUGCUGGCAUCUCCGAUCCAGCCGAGCAGCUUGGACCACUGCUCGCUGACGACCCUCAUGUCGGUCCGACCUUUGACCUCAGUGCCUUUAGGAACGGCCUGGAAGUGAUUGUCCCUCAGCCUCUCACCAUCAGAGUCCCGAUCACCGGAUACCCGACCCCUGUUGCCAAGUGGACCUUUGGUGAGAAGGAGCUCACUACCGAGGAUGAGCGUGUCUCUAUGGUGACGAAGCCCACAUACACGGAGCUGACGGUCACACCGAGCGUACGUCCAGACAAAGGCACCUACACCCUGCAUCUGGAGAAUGACGUUUCUUCUGUCUCUGGAGAGAUUGAAGUCAAUGUCAUCGCAUGCCCCAGUGCUCCCAAGGACUUCAAAGUGGCUGAGGUGACACGACACCACGUCCACCUGAUGUGGGAGGCUCCGGAGCACGAUGGAGGAAGUCCAGUCACCCACUACCAGAUUGAGAAGAGAGAAGUGUCUCGUAAGACCUGGGCCAAGGUGGCUACUGGCGUUCUGGACCUGGAGCACACCGUAACGGAUGUAAUUGAAGGAAAGGAGUAUCUGUUCAGUGUAACUGCCUGCAACAAGUGUGGGCCUGGAGAGCCGGCCUACAUCGAUGAGCCCGUUAAUGUCUCCUCUCCUGCCACUGUACCCGAUCCUCCCGAGAACCUGAAGUGGCGUGAUAAGAGUGCCAAGACAAUCUUCCUGUCCUGGGAGCCUCCAAAGUAUGAUGGUGGUGCACCAAUCAAAGGCUACGUGGUGGACAAGUGUCAGCGUGGUACGGACAAGUGGGAACCAUGCGGUGACCCCAUCCCCGAACUGAAGUUCCAGGUGACCGGCCUGAUCGAGGGUCAGUGGUACGCAUACAGAGUCAGGGCUUUCAACAAGCUGGGAGCCAGCCGACCCUGCAGGGCCACCGAUGAGAUCCAGGCUGUGGACGCUAAAGAGCCUCCAGAGAUUCAGCUGGACGUGAAGUUGCUGGCUGGUCUGACAACCAGGGCCGGUACCAAGAUUGAGCUGCCCGCUGAUGUCAAAGGAAAGCCCGAUCCCCGGGUGAAAUGGACCAAGGCGGACCUGGUCCUACGGGCCGACAACCGCAUCACCAUUGACACCCAGCCAGGACACUCCAAGCUGUCCAUCGCCAGCACCACCAGAGGAGACACUGCCACCUACAUCAUUGAGGCGGUGAACACCUGUGGACGCGCCACUGCCACCAUCGAUGUCAACAUCCUUGAUAAACCCGGCCCUCCAGCCGCCUUUGACAUCUCUGAGAUCACCAACGAGUCAUGUGUCAUGGCCUGGAACCCUCCCAGGGAUGACGGAGGCUCACCCAUCACCAACUACAUUGUGGAGAGUCGCCAGACAGACAAAGAGGAAUGGGUGAAGCUGUCGGCCACAGUGAAACACACCACCUUCAAAGCCUGCAAGCUCAUAGCUAUGAAGGAGUACAUCUUCAGGGUCAGCGCUGAGAACCAGUAUGGUAUUGGCGAACCUGCAGAGCAUGUGCCAAUCAUUGCAAAGUAUUCUUUUGAUCCUCCUGGUCCUCCAACCAGAGUCACUCCCUCUGACAUCGCCAAGGACGCCGUGACUCUGACCUGGUUUGAGCCAGAUGAGGAUGGCGGCAGUCCCAUCACUGGAUACUGGAUUGAGAAGUUUGAUCCAGAGAGCGACAAGUGGAUCAGAUGCAACAAACUGCCUAUCAAGGACACAACUUUCAGGGUGAAGGGACUCCCCACCAAGAAGAAGUACCGCUUCCGUGUUCUGGCUGAGAAUCUGGCUGGACCUGGAAAACCAAGCGCAGAGACUGAUCCCGUGCUCAUCAAGGAUCCCAUCGAUCCUCCAUGGGCUCCUGGUAAACCUGUCAUCAGGGACAUCGCCAAGACCUCGGCUCUGCUGGCGUGGACCCGGCCGGAGCAUGACGGCGGGGCUAAGAUUGAAGGCUACAUCAUUGAGUUCCAGAAGACCGGAAGUGAGGAGUGGAUCCGGAUUGCAGAGGACAUUCCUCAGACCGAGCACCAGCUGCAGGGUCUGAUGGAAAAGCAGGAGUACUCGUUCAGGGUCAAGGCCGUCAACAAGGCCGGCGAGAGCGAACCCAGUGAGCCCAGCGACCCUGUGGUCUGCAAGGAAAGACUUUACCCACCAUCAGCUCCUCAGUGGUUGGAGGUGGCCAACAUCACCAAGAUCAAUGCUGACCUGAAGUGGCAGGCUCCCAGCAGUGAUGGAGGCUCACCCAUCACCAACUAUGUGGUAGAGAAACGGGACGUGAGGCGGAAGGCCUGGCAGGCUGUCGACACCACCGUCAAGGAGCUCAAGUACAGUGUGACGCCCCUCAACGAAGGAUCGCUGUACGUGUUCCGUGUUGCUGCUGAGAACGCCAUUGGGAUGAGCGAAUUCUGCGAAUUGGAGGAUGCUGUGCUCGCCAAGGACACUUUCACAACUCCUGGACCUCCUUAUGCCCUGACAGUGGUGGAGGUCACCAAGAGGCACGUGGAACUGAAAUGGGAAGCUCCCAAGAGCAAUGGAGGAAGACCUAUUACCAAGUAUGUGAUUGAGAAGAAAGAGAAGCUUGGAACUCGUUGGCUGAAGUGCUGCAAGACUCCAGACAAACAGACUCAGUUCAAGGUCACAGAUGUGGACGAAGGGUCUGAGGUUCAGUUCCAGGUCAGAGCUGAGAACGAGGCCGGAGUUGGAGAUCCGAGCGAACCCACCGAGAUCCUCACGAUUGAGGAUCCAACCAGCGCUCCAUCUCCUCCUCUUGAAGUGACCAUCCCCGAUGCCAGCAGGGAGCACAUCAACGUCACCUGGAAGCCCCCAGCCAAGGACGGUGGCUGCCCGAUCACCGGCUACCACGUUGAGGUGGCAGAGGCCCGCCCAGAGCUGAAGUGGCUUAGGGUCAACAACAGACCCAUCAAGGAGCUCAAGUUCAGGAUUGAUGAUGGAAUCAAACCAGAGAAGAAGUAUGUUAUUAGAGUUCGUGCCAUCAACUCUGUUGGCGUGAGCGAUGCCUCUGAGAUCUCAGACAAGGUCUUCACCAAGGAUCCUGACUGUGCUCCAACUAUGGAUUUGGAGGCACAGGACGUUGUUGUGGUUGAGGGCGAGAAGCUGCACCUGAAUAUCCCCUACAGAGCAAUCCCAACUCCUAAGAUGGUGUGGCAGAAGGAUACCGUGGAGUGUAAGGCUGACGACCGGCUGUCCAUGACAGUGGAGAUGAACAGCGCUCACCUGGAGCUACUCAAGUGCACACAUGCUGAUGCCGGCGCCUAUGCCAUCACCCUGGAGAACAGUCUGGGAGCUGCCACUGGGACUGUCAAUGUCAAAGUCAUCGGACUCCCCGGUCAGUGUAAAGGUAUCACCUCCAGCGAUGUCACCAAAAACUCCUGCAAGAUCAGCUGGGAAGCCCCAGAGAACGAUGGCGGUACCCCUAUCGUGAGCUACACAUUGGAGCGCCGCGAGGCCUCCAAGAAGACCUACAUGCCUGUCAUGUCGGGAGAGAACGUCCUGACUUGCACCGUCAAAGACCUCUUUGUCAACUGUGAGUAUUACUUCAGAGUGAAGGCCGUCAACAAGGUCGGAGCUGGAGAAUAUCUGGAGCUACAGAACCCAGUCAUCACAGAGGAAAUCAAACAGAAACCAGACCCCCCCAUCCAGGUGGAGGCUCACGACCCUACAUCCAAGUCCAUCACAGUCACAUGGAAGGCUCCGGACUAUGACGGCGGCUGCCCCAUCCAGGGCUACAUUGUGGAGAAGAUUGAGAAGGACGGCGACCGCUAUGAGAGGGUCACCCCGAGCCUGGUUCCUGGUUUCUCCUACGUAGUGACAGGCCUGAAGGAGGACAUGGAGUAUCAGUUCAGGGUUCGAGCUGAGAACGCUGCAGGUGUCAGCGAGCCGUCACGUAGUACGCAGCUUGUUAAGGCGGCAGACCCUGUUGAGAAACCAAAGGUCACGCUCCACGCCCGUGUGCAGUCUGGUUUGUGCAUUAAGAAGGGUGAGGAGAUUCGCAUCGAUGCCUACAUCUCUGGGUCUCCGUAUCCCAAAGUCACCUGGCUGAAGAAUGACGAGGACGUCACCAAAGAGCCAACCAAAAAGAUUAUCCCUGUGGUCAAGAGGAAGACCAAGAGCAAGGUUCCAGAACCAGAGGAGGAGUUUGUGACUCCAUUGCGUGAGCGUCUGGGUCUGGAUCAAACCAAGAAGGGCCAGUCAGCGCUGAUGAUCCGUGACGCAGUCAGAGUCGACCAUGGAAACUUCACCAUCAAGGUGGAAAACACGCACGGUGUUGCCACCGCGUCCUGCUUCGUCAAUGUCCUUGACAAACCCAGCGCUCCAAUCAACUUCACCUUUGACGAGAUAAGGAACACCUCUGUCAUCUGUAACUGGGAGCCUCCUGAGGAUGAUGGCGGCAGCGAGAUCCUGAACUACAUCCUGGAGAAAAAGGACAACAAGAACGAUGAGAUCGGCUGGAUCACCGUCACCUCCACCCUGAAGGGCACCAGCUGCCCCGUCACCAAGCUCAUCGAAGGGAAGGAGUACAUCUUCAGAGUCACGGCCGAGAACAAGUACGGCUGUGGGCCAGCUUGCAUCUCUGAGCCCCUGGUUGCCAAGAACCAGUUCAAUCCUCCUGAUGCUCCCAACACUCCCAGAGUCCACGAGGUGACGGCGAGCACUGCCCACAUCUCCUGGCACGAGCCAAAGGACAACGGAAGCCCUAUUCUGGGCUACUGGAUCGAGAGGAAGGAGGUGAACAGCAAACACUGGACCCGAGUGAACCGAGCCCUCCUCAACUCCCUGGAUGUGAAGAUCACCGGCUUGAUGGAGGGACUCACCUACAUCUUCAGAGUGUGUGCUGAGAACUUGGCCGGGCCCGGGCCCUUCAGCGAGCCCACCGACCGCAUCGUCACCAUGGACGCCAUUUUGCCUCCUGGCCCCCCGACUCCAUGGAUCGUAGACACCGGGAAUGACUCCGUCAUCGUGGCCUGGAAGCCCCCGCUGUACAACGGUGGAGGAGACAUCCUGGGAUACCACGUUGAGAAGGUUUUGGCCGGAGAGAAGGAGUGGACUCGGAGCACAGAGUUCAGGUGUAAAGAGCUGACGUACACCGUGACAGGCCUGACGGAGGGAGCAGAUUAUUAUAUCCGUGUCAUUGCUGUCAACGACGCUGGUCCUGGAGCUCCUGGAAUUACCGAACCUGUCACUGUCAAAGAGCCUCAAGAACCUCCUGCAGUGGACUUUGACGCAUCUGUGAAGAACGGCGUUCUCAUCAGAGCGGGUGAGUCUCUGAGGCUUCCUGCUGUGGUGACCGGACGACCCCAGCCGGAGGUCAAGUGGGCCAAAGAUGAGGCCGAAAUCGACAAAGAGAGGAUGAUCGUGGAGACGGAAGGCAAGAACAGUACGCUGUUCAUCAAGAAGGCUGUGAGGGCGGAUCACGGAAAGUACCAGAUCUCUGGCACCAACAGCAGUGGGACCAAGACCGCUGAGACCAGAGUGGACGUUAUGGAUGUACCUGGACCGGUGGUCGACUUGAAGACGGUCAUGGUGACCAAGAAGAACAUCACUCUAACCUGGUCCGACCCCUUGGACAAUGGUGGCAGUGACAUAGUUGGCUAUGAGGUGCUGAGGAAGGAUGCCAAGAUGAAACUCUUCCGCCAGCCCAUCGAGACAGCAUCUUGUAAGUGUGAUGUCCAGGGCCUUCUGGCCGGUGAGGAAUACGACUUUAGGGUCAUUGCACGGAACAAGUAUGGUGAUGGCGCUCCGGCUGACCUGGGACCCAUCUUGGCUGAGGAUCCUAAAGGUACUCCAUCUGCCCCUGAAAAGCUGCACUACACUGACAGGAGUAAGAGCACCAUCACUCUGGCCUGGCAGCCACCGCGCACCGAUGGCGGCAGCCCAAUCAGAGGGUACUAUGUGGAGAAGAUGAGGUCUGAUGGCACUGAGUUUGAAGUGGCCAACCGCAAGAUCUUCACUGAGUGCUGCGGGACCAUUGAGAACCUCUCAGAGAACCAGGAAUACCAGUUCCGUGUCAAGGCCGUGAACGAGGUCGGGGACGGAGAUGCAUCCAAGCCAAUAACCGCCAAGAUCCAGGACGAUGAAAUUGCUCCUGUUAUUACAAUCCUGAAGUUCUUCAAGAGCAACGCCAUCAUCGUGAGGAAAGGUUCAGCCAUCGACAUCCCAGCGGAGGUGAAGGGGCUUCCUCUGCCAACGAUCCAGUGGAUGAAGGACGACCAGGUGAUCGAGAAGCCUGAUGAGGAGAAGAUGACAAUGGAGACUGAGGAGGUUAACCGGACAACUCUGAACACAAAGAUCGCCAUCCCAGAAACCAUCAGGCAGGACACGGGCAGCUACAAGCUGGUGGCCGAAAACUGCUAUGGCAAAGCUCAGCAUGUCAUUAGAGUCGAGAUCCUCGACCGUCCUCUUCCUCCAAGGAACAUCGUGGUCUCAGACAUCAAGGCAGACUCGUGCUACCUGACCUGGGACGCCCCAGAGGACAACGGAGGAAGUGAAAUCACCAACUACAUCGUGGAGCGCAGAGACGCCAGCAAAAAGAAGUCUGACUUUGACGUUCUCACCAUUAACCUCAUUGACAGGAGAUACGGGGUCUACAAACUGGACUUGAACGGCACCUACCAGUUCAGGAUCAAAGCUGAGAACAAGUACGGCGUUAGUGAUGGCUGUGACUCAGAGAAAGUCCAGCUUAGGGAUCCAUUCGGCCUCCCUGGACCACCACGUAACCCCAAGAUCAUUGCCGCCACAGCAACCACCAUGACUCUGACCUGGGAACCUCCUCUGGACAACGGUGGCUCCACCAUCCAGGGAUACUGGCUGGAGAAGAGGGAGCGCGGUGCUGUGUACUGGGGUCGUGUCAACCGAGCUCCGGUCACCAAACCAGCGGUGAAGGGUCUGCAGUACACUGUGCUCAGACUCAUUGAAGGUACGGAGUACCAGUUCAGGAUCGCAGCCUGCAACGCUGCAGGAGUUGGACCACCCAGUGAGGCCACUGAGUGCCGCUUCGCCGUGGAUCCAUGCAAUCUUCCAAGCCCACCUGGAAGCCCCGAGGUUAAAGACAAGACCAAGAGCAGUAUCACUCUCACCUGGAGUCCACCUGACAAAGAUGGUGGUAGCCCCAUCAAGGGUUACAUCAUUGAGGUCCACGAGGAGGGCUCUCCUGAUUGGAGGAGGGUGAACCCCGCUGACAAGCUGCACCCAUCCACUGAAAUCACCGUCCCCGACCUGAAGGAGGGCAAAAAGUGCAAGUUCAGGAUCUAUGCCGUGAAUGCCGCGGGCAACUCAGAGCCCGCCAAGACAGCCGACACCCUGGUUCAGGACAUCCUGAUUGAGCCGACUCUGACUCUGGACGUGAGCGCCCACGAUCUGAUGAACUGCAGAGCAGGAACAACCAUCAAGAUUCCCGCCACCAUCACCGGACGACCUGUCCCUAAGGUCACCUGGACCUUCGAUGGGACCGCUGAGACUGAGAAGAAGAAUGAACUUCACACUCUGCCUGUCGACUCAGAGAUCCACUCCACCGACACGACCUCUGUGGUUGUGAUCCCAGUCAGCAAACUGAACCACAGUGGCCGAUACAUCAUCAACGCUGAGAGUCCCGCAGGCCACAAAGUAGUCAAAGUCAGAGUCAACGUGCUCGACCUGCCUGGACCUCCGAGAGACCUGAAGGUGAGUGACGUGACGAGGGGAACCUGCAGGCUCACCUGGAAAGCCCCAGAGUGUGACGGAGGCGACAGGGUGAAGAGCUACUUCAUUGAGAAGAAGACAGUGGAGGGCAAAGCCUGGACCAAGGUAAACCCAGCCUGUUCUGCUCAGUCCCUGGUGGUUCCAGACCUCAUAGACGGUCAGGAGUACCUGUUCCGCAUCCGUGCUGAGAAUCGCUUUGGGUUCAGCCCGUACAUCGAGACCAUCCAGAGAACCAAAGCCAGGGAUCCCAUCCAUCCUCCCGAUCCUCCAACGAGGUUGAAGAUCCAGAGCGUGAGGAAGGGCACUGUGACUCUGACCUGGAAGGCUCCGAAGAACGACGGUGGUUCACCCGUCACCCACUACAGUGUGGACCUGCUCUGUUGGGAUGCCAGUGGCACCCAGAAGGAGUCCUGGAGGAGGUGUAACAGGAGAGACGUGGACACCACAAGUUUCAAAGUGGAGGAUCUGACGGAGGGAGACGAGUAUGAGUUCAGAGUGGUGGCUUACAAUGAGGUUGGAGCUAGCCGACCUUCAUCCACUGCUGGACCCAUCCUCAUCCAGGACCAGACCUGUGCUCCAUCCAUUGAGCUUAAGGAGUUCAUGGAGGCCGAGCAGGGCAGCGACAUCAGCAUUGUGGCCAAGAUCCGUGGCUGUCCAUUCCCGACGCUCACCUGGUACAAAGCCCCGCCCCACAAGUCUGACGACAAGGUGGAGGUUCAGUACGACGAGCACAUCAACAAGACCGUGUCAGACGACAGCUGCACGCUGCUCAUCCAGCAGGGCAAACGUCCCGACACUGGCCUGUACACGCUGGUGGCCUCCAACAGCCUCGGCAAGGCCUCCAAGGAGAUGAGACUCAACGUGCUUGGCCGGCCCGGUCCUCCCUCUGCUCCCAUUAAGUUUGAGGAGGUCGGAGCCGAGAGGAUCACGCUCUCCUGGCUGCCGCCGAGGGACGACGGUGGCUCCAAAGUCACAAACUACGUCAUCUGGAGGCGGGUGGCUAACAGGAAGACCUGGGUGCCUGUCACCAACGAGCCCAAAGACCGAAUCUGGACUGUGGAGAACCUGAUGGAGGGACACGAGUACGUUUUCCGCAUCAUGGCCCAGAACAAGUAUGGAGUUGGAGAACCACUGGACAGCGAGCCCGAGGUCGCCCGAAACCGCUACACCGUACCCGGUCAGUGCGAGAAGCCAACGGUCACCAGUGUCACCAUGGACUCCAUGACUGUUAACUGGGAGGAGCCCGAGGAUGAUGGCGGCACUCCAAUCACCGGCUACUGGCUGGAGCGUAAGGAGACAACAGGCAAACGCUGGGCCCGUGUCACCCGUGACCCCAUCCGUCCCAUGGGUAUGGGCGAGACGUUUGUGGUGAGCGGACUCAUUGAGGGCUCCCAGUAUCUGUUCAGAGUCUCCGCCAUCAAUGCUGCAGGACCCGGACUUGCCAGCCCCCCCACGGACCCCAUCUUUGCCAGAGACCCCAUCUCUCCACCUUCUCCUCCAACCCCCAAGGUUUCUGAUUGGACAAGGUCCACAGUAGACCUGGAGUGGAUCCCUCCUCUAAAGGACGGAGGCUCCAAGAUCCUGGGCUACUGGGUGGAGUACAAGGAGGAGGGCACAGAGGCCUGGGUCAAGGCUAAGGAGACUGAAAUCCGUAUCACCCGGUUUGUGAUCACUGGUCUGAAGACUGGCGGUCAGUACAGGUUCAGGGUAAUCGCCUUCAACGCUGCCGGUAACGGCGAGCCAGGCGAAGUCCCAGAGGUGCUUGAGGUCAACGACAGAACCAUUGCUCCUGAGGUUGACCUGGACGCCUCAGUGAAGGAGAGGAUGGUGGUUCAUGCCGGUGGUGUGAUCCGCAUCAUCGCCUAUGUGUCAGGCCAGCCGUCCCCAGAGGUCACCUGGAGCAGAGAUGGAGCUGCCCUGCCUCCUGAUGCUACAGUGGAGACGACAGCCAUUAGCUCGUCUCUGGUUAUCAAACCCUGUGCCAGGAAACAUCUUGGUGUCUACACACUGACUGCCAAGAAUGCUGGAGGGGAGAAGACGAAGAAUGUCACUGUGGAAGUUCUGGACGUGCCUGGGCCUGUCGGUAUCCCCUUAACAGUGGAGAACUUGAGCAGUGAGUCCUGCAAGAUCAACUGGUUCUUCCCGGAGAACGAUGGAGGCUCUCCCAUCAGUAACUACAUCAUUGAGAAGCGCGAGGCAGAGCGUAAGGCUUGGACCUCACUCUCCUUCACUGCCAGCAGACAGAACGCUGUGGCUCACGGCCUCACCACCGGAAAGUCCUAUUUCUUCAGAGUGGCUGCCGAGAAUGCCAUUGGCAUUGGACCCUUCAUGGAGACCGCAGCUGAGAUUGUGAUCAAGGAACCCAUCACUGUACCAGACCGCCCUGAGGAGCUGGAGGUCACCAAGGUCACCAAGGACUUGAUCAGUGUCACCUGGAAGGCGCCAAAAUAUGACGGCGGCUCAGAGAUCACCAUGUAUAUCUUGGAGGCACGUAUGAUCGGCAAAGACAAGUUUACCAGACUGACGAAAGAUAAGCUGAUGGAGAGGAAGUACACCUAUGACGGUCUGAGGGAGGGCGACACCUACGAGUUCAGGGUCAUGGCUGUCAAUGAAGUCGGACCCAGUAAACCGUCGUUCAGCACCAAACCAAUCACCUGCAAGGAUGAACUUGAGCCACCGACCAUUGAGCUGGACUUCCGUGAUAAGAUCAUCAUCCGUGUGGGUGAGAGCUGCUUGCUGCAGGGCCGCUAUACCGGAAAACCUUCCCCAUCCAUUGUGUGGUACAGAGAUGACAAGGAGCUGAAGGCCGACAAGCAUGUUAUGUUCAAGAACACGCUGACCACCAUGUCACUGGGCCUGAUAAAGGCACAGCGCGAGCACAGUGGCAGAUACGUGGUGGUGGUGGAGAACAGUACCGGAUCCAGGAAGGGAGUCUGCAAUGUCACGGUUGUCGACCGUCCAACUCCUCCUGUUGGCCCAGUGGUAUUUGAAGAGGUUCACAGGGAGUACAUGGUCAUCUCCUGGAAACCUCCUUUGGACAGCGGCGGCGUGGACGUCUCCAACUACAUCAUCGAGAAGAGAGACACCAACAGAGAUAUCUGGACCACAGUGACAUCUGCCACAACCAAGACCACGUGCAAGAUCCCCAAACUGACCGAGGGCAGGGAGUACAUCAUGAGAAUCUCUGCUGAGAACAUGUACGGCAUCAGCGACCCACUGGAGUCUGAGGAGAUGAGAGCCAAAGAUCUCUUCAGAGUCCCUGAGGCCCCUGAAAUGCCAACGGUCAGGGAGGUGUAUGCCACCAAUGCUCUUGUACUGUGGAACCGCCCUCGUGACGGUGGGAAGCCCAUUACCAACUACAUCCUGGAGAAGAAGGAGCCCACAGCCAAGAGGUGGUCCAGAGCCACGAGAGACCCACUGUAUCCAGCCACCCAGUACCGAGUCCAGGACCUUGUGGAGGGCUGCGAGUACGAGUUCAGGGUGAUGGCUGAGAAUGAGCUGGGAACCGGAGACCCCAGUGUCCCCUCCAAGCCAAUUCUUGCAAAAGAUCCUAUUGUGCGUCCCAGCCCUCCAGUGACCCCUGAGGCCUAUGAUAAGACCAAGGACUCUGUCAGCCUGAAGUGGCAGAUGCCCCGCCAUGAUGGCAAGGGCCGGAUUUUUGGCUACAUUGUUGAGUACCAGAAGCCCGGCGCUGUGGAGUGGAUUCAGGCUAAUGAGACUCCAGAGCAGUGCCCUGACCUGCACUAUGUGGUGACAGGCCUGACCGAUGGACAGGAGUAUGCCUUCAGGAUCUUCACUGUCAAUGCUGCUGGCAAAUCUGACCCUGCCUACGUCAAACAACCCAUCAAAGUCCACGACAGACUAGAGGAGCCAGAGUUGCUGCUGGAUGCUAAUAUGGCACGUGACCACCUGGCAAUGUUGGGCACUGACAUCACUCUGAGUGCCACCAUUAAGGGUGUGCCAACACCCACCGUUAGCUGGAAGAAGAACGAUGGAGAUGUUCCUUCUCACAUCAUUGUUGCCGUCACUGCCACCGGCAGCAAAGUCUUCAUUCCCAAGUGUGUCCGCGCCGACUCUGGCAACUACACAAUCACUGUGGAGAAUGCUGCCGGAAAGAAAUCAGCAACCGUUGCUGUGCUUGUGCUGAAUAAGCCUUCUCCUCCUCGAGACCUGGUGGUCUCUGAGGUGACCAGCGAGUCUGCCUACCUGACAUGGAAAGCUCCUGAGGACAGUGGUGGUGCUGUCAUCUCCCAUUAUGUUGUACAGAAGAAGGAUGUAGCUGCAGAGCAGUGGGUCCCCGUCUCUGCAGCCAAUAAGAAACUGAGUCUGAUGGCCAUGUAUCUGAUGGAAGGAAUCCAGUACCUGUUCAGGGUGGCUGCUGAGAACCAGUUUGGCAGGAGCGACUAUGUGAUGACUAAGACACCCAUCAAGGCCAUCGAUCCACUCUAUCCUCCUGGCCCACCCAAGAACCUACACCACACUGAUGCGGAAAAGACAGAGGUGUGGUUGGCAUGGGAGUGGCCUGACCGCACAGGUGGAAGUGAAAUCACCGGUUUCAUCGUGGAACACCAGGAAGAGGGCCAGAGUGAUUGGGUCACCUUCAAGACCGUAAGCAAUAACCAUGCCCACGUCACUGGUCUGGAGGAGGGCAAGACUUACCGCUUUAGGGUCAAGGCUCAGAAUGCCAUUGGUGUGAGCCGGCCUGACACUAGUGUCCCUGUCACCUGCCAGGAGAAGACAUUACCACCAACUAUUGAAGUUGAUGUGAAGCUUAUUGAGGGUCUUGUUGUCAAAUCGGGCAGCACUAUUGCCCUUCCAGCCAAGAUGACAGGCAUUCCCAUUCCCACUGCCAAAUGGAUGACAGAUGGCAAGGAGAUUGCAUCAGAAGGGCGCUAUCACAUCGAGUCUGCUGGAUCCUCAACCAUCCUCAGUAUCCCUGAGUGCCGGAGAGGAGACACUGGAGAGUACACCCUCACUGUGUCUAAUCCUGCAGGCAGCAAGACUGUCGCCUUGCAUGUCACUGUGCUGGACCUUCCAGGUCCACCCAUUGGACCCAUCAAUAUCUUGGAGGUUACCCCUGAUUACAUGAUGAUCCAAUGGAGGGCACCCAAGGAUGAUGGUGGCACGCCCAUCACCAACUAUGUGGUGGAGAAGAAGGAUGUGAAGAAGCCAUGGGAGCCUUGGUCUGUUGUUAGUUCCAGCGGUACCAGCACCAAGGCCAAAGUGUCCAGGCUGGAGAAGGGUCGUGAGUACAUUGUCCGUGUCCGUGCAGAGAAUAAGAUUGGCAUCGGCGCUGGGCUUGAGAGUCCUCCCACAAUUGCCAAGCACAUUUUCAACCCUCCUGGUCCACCAGGCCUGCCAGAGUGCUCUGAUAUCACAGAGAAUGCUGUGACAGUGGCAUGGACCCUGCCUGACUAUGAUGGCGGAAGCCCCAUCAGUGGUUAUGUAAUUGAACGCAGAGAAAUGACAGGAAAGUGGAUCCGUGUCAACAAAACACCUGUGCUGGACCUCAGAUACAGAGUCUCAGGCUUGUUUGAAGGCAACAGCUAUGAGUUCAGAGUGUUUGCUGAGAACAUUGCCGGUAUCAGUGAGCCUUCUCCCACGUCUGACCCCAUCAAGGCCACUCGUGCUAUCACCAAACCCGGACCCCCUGGCAAUCCUAAACUGAAGGACUGGAGCAAAUCUUAUGCUGACAUCUGCUGGACCAAGCCUACAAGAGAUGGCGGCAGUCCCAUUCUUGGUUAUGUGGUUGAGGCUCAGAAGUCAGGAAGUGCCCAGUGGGACAGAAUCAACAAGGACCUCAUAAAGAUGUGUGCCUACAGAGUGCCAGGCCUGAUUGAAGGAAUGGAGUACAGAAUUCGCAUCAGGGCCACCAACAAGGUUGGAGACAGUGAACCCAGGGAACUGCCAGAGACCAUCUUGGCAAAGGACAUUCUGGUGCCUCCUGAAGUUGUUGUUGAUGUGUCCUGCCGCGAUUCUCUGACAGUCAGGGCAGGUCAGAUCAUCAGUCUGAUCACUAGGGUGAAGGGCAGACCAGAUCCAGAGAUCACUUGGACAAAGGAUGCUAGAGCCUUGUCCCGGGAUAAGCGCACUGAAAUUAAUAACAGCUACCCACUGUGUGAACUAGUUAUCAAUGAGGCAGUCAGAUCAGAUUAUGGUAAAUAUGCAAUUACUGCAAAGAACAGUAGUGGACAGGCACAGGCCACAAUUCUUGUGAACGUCCUGGACACACCAGGAGCUUGCCAGAACCUGAAAGUGGCCUAUGUGACCAAGAACUCCUGCAUGGUGUCCUGGGAGAACCCUGAGGACAAUGGAGGCACUGAGAUCACUCAGUACAUUAUUGAGUGCCGUCAGCCCAGCCAGAGAGGAUGGACGGUGGUCUCCAAUGAUUGCACCAAGCGCUUGAUAAAGGCUCCUCUUGCUGAGGGUUGUGAGUACUUCUUCCGUGUCAGCGCAGAAAACAAGAUUGGUGCUGGUCCACCUACUGAGACAAAGACACCUGUGCUGGCAGUUGAUCCCAUUGAGAAGCCUGGUGAACCCAUUGACUUCCAUAUUUCUGAGAUUGGCAAGACCUUCUGCUUCCUCAAGUGGAAGAAGCCAGACUAUGACGGUGGCAGCCGUAACCUGGGUUAUCAUGUUGAGAAGAAACCAAAGGAGGCUGAAGAGUGGGAGAGGCUCCACAAAGGUGCCAUUAAGGAGACUUACUUCAUGGCUGACAGGUGCAUUGAAAACCAGAUCUACCAGUUUAGAGUUCAGACUAAGAAUGAGGGAGGCGAGAGCAAUUGGGUGACCACAGAUGAGGUCCUGGUUAAGGAGCAGCUUGUGGAGCCUGAGAUCAAGAUGAAGCUGGAUGGAAUCCUUAUGGUCAAGGCAGGAGAUUCCAUUCCUAUCGAGGCUAUGGUGAAGGGAAAACCCCAGCCUGAUGUGAAAUGGACCAAAGAUGAGAGAACAGAGGAGAUUAGGAAGGGCCCCAGGCUACAGAUUGAAACUGGUACUGACUUCUCAAAGCUGCUGAUUACCGGCGCCAGGCGCACUGACAGUGGCAAAUAUACUGUCACUGCCUCCAACAGUGCAGGAACCUGCUCUGCUCAUGCCACGGUCAAUGUACUGGAUAGACCCGGCCCCGUCAGGGAUCUCAAGGUGUCUGAUAUCACCAUCGACAGGUGUCAUCUGGUUUGGGAAAUCCCAGAGGAUGAUGGCGGCUGUGAUAUCUACAACUACAUUAUUGAGAAAUGUGAGACCAAGAGAGGAAUCUGGUCAGUCCACUCAAAUGCUGUCAUCACCAAUAAAGCUAAAGUUACUCGCCUCAUUGAGGGUAAUGAGUAUAUCUUCAGAGUUCGUGCUGAGAAUAAGAUGGGUCCUGGCCCUGCAGUGCAGAGUGAGGCCAUUGUUGCCGGCACCCAGUUCAGUGUACCUGAUGCUCCUGACGCACCAGAAGUCACCAAGAUCGCCAAAGAAGAGAUGACUGUGCAGUGGUCAGAGCCUGAGAGAGAUGGAGGAAAGCCAAUCACAGGUUAUCUGUUGGAGAAGAGGGAGGAACAUGCUGUUAGGUGGUCUCCUAUCAACAAAGACCCAGUUCCUGGAACUCGUUUCACAGUUACGGGACUCCUGCCUCUCCAUGACUACCAGUACAGAGUAAAGGCUGUCAAUGAAAUUGGCAUCGGCAGCCCGAGCAAGCCUUCACGUGCCAUCACUGCAAAGGAUGCAGUUGAGCCUCCUGCACCUCCUACCAACUCGAAGGUCCUGGACAGCACCAAGUCAACUGUCACCCUGGGCUGGACCAAGCCUGUAUCUGAUGGUGGAGCUCCCAUCAUUGGCUAUGUUGUGGAGAUGAGGGCACAGGGAACUGCCAAGAAAGGAGAUGAUGGUUGGAAGAGGUGCAACGUGGCAGCUCAGUUGGUUGUGUGCGAGUUCACGGUCACAAGUCUGGAUGAGAAGCUUGUGUAUGAAUUUAGAGUGUCAGCUCAGAACCAGGUGGGCAUGAGUCUGCCCUGUGACCUGGAGGGUGCUGUGAUCCCAAGGGAGAUUCUAGAGGCACCAGAGAUUGACUUGGAUGCUAACCUGAAGCAGGGACUGACAGUGAGAGCUGGCUGUCCCAUCCGGCUUUGUGCCACCAUCAGAGGCAGACCACCUCCCAAGGUAACUUGGAGGAGGAUGGGAAUUGACAACGUGGUCAGGAAGGGAAAAGUCGACAUCAUUGACACCAUGACCUUCCUCGUCAUCCCUGACAGCACACGUGAUGACUCUGGCAAAUAUUGCCUGACUCUGCAGAGCCCUGCAGGAGAGAAGGCUGUCUUUGUCAAUGUUAAGGUUCUAGACACUCCUGGACCUGUAAUAAAUCUAGAGGCUACCGACAUAAAGCAGACAUCAGUCAUGCUGUCCUGGAGUCCUCCAGAGAACAACGGUGGCAGCGAGGUCACUCAUUACAUUGUUGAGAAGCGUGAGAUUGACCGCAAGACAUGGGCAACUGUCAAGGCCGAAGUGGACAAGGAAAAGAUUCCCUUCAAAGUCAGUGGUCUGAUGCCGGGGACCGAAUACUACUUCAGAGUCACGGCUGUCAAUGAGUACGGUUCUGGAGUUCCCAAAGUGACACCCACUUCCUACCUGGCCUCCGAUCCUGUCAGCAAGCCAGAUCCUUGUCAAAAGAUUGAAGUUCUGGAGAUCACUAAGAACAGCGCCACAGUUGGCUGGGUGAAACCCGCGAGGGAUGGCGGUGCCAAGAUCGAUGGUUAUGUGAUUGAAUACAUUGAGGUCAAACCUCCUCCAGAGCCUCCAGCACCUGUGGAGGUUCCAGAAGGAGAGGAGGCUCCUCCACCACCUCCUCCACCUCCAGUGGUAGAGGAGGAAGAGGAGGCAGAACCUGAAAAGGAAGUGUGGAAUGCCUACACCACAGUAAAAGGUUUGACAAUCAGCAUCAGUGGUCUGAAGGAGGGAAAGAGGUACAAGUUCAGAGUGGCUGCCAAGAACAUCAUGGGCAUGAGCUUGUUCACCGAGAUGAGGGAACCCGUUGAGAUCAAGGAACAGAUGUUGGAACCAAAGAUUGUCAUGCCAGAGUCCGUGAGCGCCAGAGCCGGAGCCAAGCUCAGAGUGGAGGCGCUGGUUUCUGGAAAACCUGCCCCAACCUGCAAGUGGAAGCGUGGUGAAGAUGCAGUCGUCCCAUCCAGUCGUCUUGCUGUGCACCAGUCUGGCAACCUGUGUGUCUUGAUCAUCAAAGAUGUGUCAAGGACUGACAGUGGAGAGUACAGCCUGGUGGCUGAGAACAGCUCUGCAAAGGUGGUCCAGACCCUUAAGAUCAUCAUCAGAGACAUCCCUGGUCCACCUGAGGGCCCUGUGGGGAUCAGCGACAUUGACUCUGAUGCCUGCUCCCUGUCCUGGAACAAACCACUGGAGGAUGGAGGCAGCAAUAUCACCAACUAUGUGGUGGAGAAAUGCGAUGUGAGUAGAGGUGACUGGGUGACAGCUGUGUCUUCCUGCCAAAAGACCACUUGCAGGCUUGGAAAGCUCAUUCCUGGGAAGGAGUACGUGUUCCGUAUCCGUGCCGAGAACCGCUUUGGCGUGUCAGAAGCCAUUCAGUCUGACAGGAUGGUUGCCAAGUUCCCCUUUGACGUUCCUAGCGAGCCUCUCAACUGCCGCAUCAACAAGACCAACAAGGACUGUAUGUUUGUGGCCUGGGAUAAGCCCGAGAGCGAUGGCGGCAGUCCCAUCACAGGUUACUACAUCGAGCGUAAGGAGAGGAACAGCCUGCUGUGGGUGAAGGCCAAUGACACAGUUGUCCGCACCACUGAGUACCCAUGCGCUGGCCUCAUUGAGGGCCUGGAAUACACCUUUAGAGUGUCUGCCAUCAACCGUGCCGGCCAGGGCAAACCAAGCAAGAAGACUGACUUUGUCACUGCCAGAACACCCGUUGACACUCCAGGUAAACCUGAGAUUCUGGAUGUAACCAAGAACUCUGUCACUCUGGUAUGGGCCCGUCCGAAGAAUGAUGGUGGAAGCAAGAUUAUUGGCUACUAUGUCGAGGCCAUGCGGGUACCGGGAGAUACUUGGAUACGCUGCAACACCAGCAGCCAGAAUGUCCCAAGGGAGGAGUAUACAGUUACUGGCCUGGAGAGAGACUUGCAGUACCAGUUCAGAGUCAUUGCUAAAACUGCUGUCAACAUGAGCAGACCCUCUGAGCCGACAGACCCCGUCCUGGUUUGUGCCGAGAACGUUCCUCCAAGAGUGGAGCUCAAUGCCAGGAUGCAGAAAGGUCUUAAGGUGAAGGCCGGGACCACAGUGCUACUGGAAGCUGAGGUGUUUGGUAAGCCAAUGCCCAGAGUGACCUGGAAGAGAGGCGACGAAAGCCUGAAGUCAAGUGAAGGCCAGGUAAUUACCCAGCAGAGGCAUCACUUCCAGUUGGAGAUGACAGAGGUCACAAAGGAGCACACAGGAACCUACACCAUCUUGGCCGAAAAUGCCAGUGGCUCCAAGACUGCCGAGGUCCAGGUCAACAUUCUGGAUGUGCCUGGCCCCCCUGCAAGUGCCAAAUAUGUUGAGGUGUUUGCCACCAGUGUCAAGCUGUCUUGGGAACCUCCUGUGAAGGAUGGUGGUGCCCCCAUCAGCAGCUAUAUUGUGGACAAGCGUGAGACCAGCAGAGCUAACUGGGCCCAGGUCUCCUCCAAGAUCAAGGGUGACGUCCUUGAAUUCAACGUGGAGAAGCUGAUUGAGGGUCACGAGUACCAGUUCCGAAUCCGCGCUGAGAACAUGUGGGGAGUUGGAGACCCCCUCAUCACUGGCCCUGUCAUUGCCAAGAACCCAUUCACGGUCCCUGGCCCUUGUGAGGCCCCGGUGAUCACCAACGUGACAAAAGAUCAUAUGACUGUGAGCUGGAAGGAGCCUGCUGAUGAUGGAAAGUCCACUAUCUUGGGCUACAUGCUUGAAAAAAAAGAGGCCAAAGAACUGAACUGGACCAAGCUGAACAGGAAGCCUGUGACAGAAAGGACCCUUGAUGUAACAGGCCUAACAGAGGGAGCUGAGUAUGAGUUCAGAGUCAUUGCUGUCAAUGUUGCAGGGCUUGGCAAACCCAGCGAGCCCUCUGCUGGCACCACCGCACAGAAUCCCAUCACCCCUCCUGGCCCCGUUGUGAAUCCCAGUGUGACAGACACCACCCACAGCACCAUCAGUCUCACCUGGUCUGCCCCUGCCAACAAUGGUGGAAGCGCCAUCAUUGGAUACUUGGUGGAGUGCAAGAGGACUGACACCACAGACUGGAUCCGCUGCAAUGUCCCCAGGAACCUGCAGGACACCAACUAUGUAAUUCAGAACCUCAUUGACAAGGCCGAGUACCAGUGCCGCAUCACUGCUGUCAACAAGGUUGGCUUCGGCGAGCCAGCUGAAGUACCCGGCAAGCAUGUUGCCAAGGACAUCAUUGUUCCUCCUGAGGCAGAGCUGAGCGCGGAGCUAAAGGAAGGCCUGGAGCUGCGCGCUGGUGCCACGAUGAAGCUUCAGGCCACCAUCAAGGGCCGCCCCAUUCCCAAGGUCACCUGGGCAAAGAUGAACACCAACAUCAAGGACCGUCAAGGCAUUGUCAUAAAAUCCACCAACACUGACACCAUGGUGAAGGUGGAGAACGUCAACAGAUAUGAUGCUGGCAAAUACAUCCUGAACCUGGACAGCUUGGCUGGCAUGAAGAUGUACACCAUUGUUGUCAAGGUUCUUGACACUCCUGGACCACCAGUCAAUCUGAUGGUGAAAGAGGCAUCCAAGGACAGUGCCUCCAUCUACUGGGAUGCUCCUCUGAUUGAUGGUGGCCAUGAAGUCACCCACUACAUUGUGGAGAAGCGAGAUACUGAGAGGAAGGCCUGGUCCAUCGUCUCCAACAACUGCACCAAGACAGCAUUCAAGGUGCCAGACCUGGAUGCUGGACGCUCCUACUGCUUCAGAGUGUCAGCAGUUAAUCAGCUCGGUGCUGGAGAGUGCUGUGAGACAGCCGAUUCAGUCAGAGCAUCAGAGGAGCCUGGGCCUGUCAUGGACUUUAAGACCCUGCUGGUUACCAAGGACUCUUGCACUCUAAGCUGGAAGAAACCACUCUCAGAUGGUGGCAGCCGCAUCAUCUGCUACGUGCUGGAGGUUCUCAAUGGCGAAGACAAGUACAAGGAGCUAAUGAGGUCCAAGAACAUGCAAUACAGCGCCAAGGACCUGGUGGAGGGCAAAGAGUACACCUACAGAGUCAAGGCUGUGAAUGACUCAGGAGAGGGCUCUGCCAAGGAGCUGACUGUGGUUGCCAAGGACCAGAUCAUUCAUCCAAGCUGUGACUUGAGGGAGCUACCCAACAUGUGCUACAUUGCUAAGGAGGGUAGCACCGUCCGUCUCAAGAUCCCAAUCAUUGGCAAACCUACGCCCAAGGUCUCCUGGAAGAAGGGAGAAGACGAGGACCUGACAGACACAGGCCGAGUGUGUGCUGAGUCGUCUGCAGUCAACACCACCCUCCUGAUCAGAGACUGCCAGAGGAGUGAUGCCUCCAAGUACACCAUCACCCUGAGGAACAGUGCUGGAAGCAAGGAGUCCACCAUCUUCAUCAGGGUGGUGGGCAAACCUGGCAUCCCUGGCGGACCCAUUAAGUUCAAAGAUGUUACUGCGGACGGUGCUACACUGAAGUGGGGUGUUCCAAAGGAUGAUGGUGGCUCAGAGAUCACCAACUACAUCUUGGAAAAGAGGGACUCCAUCACUAACAUGUGGGUGACUGUGUCCUCCACUGUGGAAACCAACACUAUGAGGGUGACAGGUCUCCAUGAGGGCACAGAGUACAUCUUCAGAGUCUGUGCUGAGAACAAGUACGGCGUUGGAGAAGGACUCAAAUCUGAGCCCACGGUGGCUAAACAUCCAUUCAAUGUUCCUGAUGCUCCUCCGCCUCCUCAGAUCAUGAGCAUGCGUCACGACUCUGCUUACCUGGCCUGGUCUGACCCCAGGAAGACUGGAGGAUCUCCCAUCACAGGCUACCAUGUUGAGUUCAAGGAAAGGAACAGUAUGCUGUGGAAGAGAGCAAGCCCAGUUCCCUUGAGAAUGAAGGAACACAAGGUAACUGCACUGACUGAAGGCCUAGAGUACGAGUUCAGAGUCAUGGCAAUCAACCUGGCUGGCAUCGGCAGACCGAGUGCUCCCACAGAUCCUCAGGUGGCCCUGGAUCCAAUUGACGCCCCUGGUAAACCUGAUGUGAUCAGCAUCACCAGGAGCACUGUGACCCUCCAGUGGACUGAACCACAGUUCGAUGGUGGCCACAGACUGACUGGCUACAUUGUUGAGAGGCGUGACCUUCCGUCUAAGAUCUGGGUUAAGGCCAACAAUGUGAAUGUUGUGGAACCUGCAUUCACUGUCAACGACCUACAGGAGGGCUGCAAGUAUGAGUUCAGGAUCAGGGCGAAGAAUGCAGCCGGUGCUCUCAGCCCACCCUCCGAGCAGACAGAUACCAUCAUCUGCAGAGAUGAAUAUGCUGCACCAACCAUUACUAUUGAUGCUCAAGUGAUGGAGGGGCUGACUGUCCGAGCCGGUGAUACCAUUGUCAUUACUGCCACAAGCAUUUUAGGCAAACCUGCGCCAACCUCAUGCUGGUCAAAGGGAGGAAAGUACUUUAAACCCUCUGACCUUGUUCAUAUCGAGACCACUGCAACUUCCUCUACUCUAUCCGUCAAAUAUGCCAGCAGGAAGGACUCUGGAGAGUACAUCAUAACUGCCAGCAAUCCAUUUGGUGUAAAAGAAGAAACCGUCAAGGUCAAAGUUCUGGAUGUUCCCGGUGCUCCUGGACCUAUUGAAUGCAGUGGUGUCUCCUCUGAAAAAGUCACUCUUACAUGGACAGCUCCUACUGAGGACGGGGGCUCUCCUAUCAAGUAUUACACCCUGGAGAAGAGGGAGACCAGCCGCCUGCUCUGGACUGUCCUAGAAGAGAAGGUCAUCGACUGUCACUAUGUGGCCAAUAAGCUCAUCCAGGGCAAUGAGUACUUGUUCAGAGUCUCUGCUGUUAACCAGUAUGGUGCCAGUGAGCCAUCUCACUCUGAGGCUGUCAAGAUGGUUGAUAGAUUCGGUCCUCCUGGUCCACCCUCCAAACCGGAAGUUGAGAAAGUGGAUGGGCAUUCAGCCACUGUGAGCUGGAGGAGACCAGCUGAGGAUGGAGGAAGUGAUAUCAUAGGAUACUGUGUUGAGAAGAAGGAGAAAAAGGCAAUGAGAUGGGUCAGGGCAUCCAAGAAAUCCAUUGCUGAACUCAGCUAUGAAGUCACUGGUCUUACUGAGGGUGUGGAGUAUGAGUUCCGUGUUCUUGCUGAGAACAAAGCUGGCUUUGGAGAGCCAAGCGAACCAUCUAUGCCUGUCAGAACAAUAGUUGCUGCCCGUGUGCCUGGACCUCCAGUCAAUCCAAGAGUCACAGACACAACCAAGACUACAGCCACUCUGAACUGGGGAAAACCUCUUGAUAAUGGUGGACUUGAAGUCACUGGGUAUGUGAUUGAGCACAAGAAGGAAGGAACAGAAGAAUGGGUUAAGGAUACCCCAUCGUCUCCCCUUAGGAUCACAGAAUUUGUUGUUCCUGAGCUUGAAACUGGUGCAAAAUACCACUUCAGAAUUAGUGCCGUGAAUGCUAAGGGGGCAGGUGAACCUGCUGAAACUCAGGAACUGGUUGAAAUUGUGGAGCGGGCAGCUGAACCAGAUUUGGAGCUGGAUGUUGAGCUGAGAAGAACCCUUGUCAUCAGAGCUGGCUGCUCCAUUCGCCUCUUUGUUCCAAUCAAGGGACGUCCUACGCCAACAGUCACCUGGACUAAGGAGGGUGGUCCUGUCCCACGUGCAGUCAUUGACAGCACUGAGUCAUUUACAAUGCUGCUCAUUCCUGAGAGUUCAAGGAUUGAUGCUGGCAAAUAUGAGCUUACCCUCGAAAACUCAGCUGGAAAGAAGAGUGCAGAUAUACAUGUGAGAGUUUUGGAUUCACCUGGACCUCCAAUUAACUUAAAACCAGUCAAGAUUGACAAAGAAAGCAUUACUCUCCAGUGGGAGAUUCCUCUCAUUGACGGUGGAGCCAAGAUCACAAACUACGUCAUUGAGAAGAGAGAAUCAACACGCAAGGCUUUCGCUACUGUUGUUACAAAUUGCCCGAACACUUCCGUCAGGAUUGGUGAGCUGGGUGAAGGUUGUGAGUACUAUUUCAGAGUAUCUGCCGAGAACGAGUAUGGCAUUGGUGAGGCGGUUGAGACUGCGGAUCCAAUUCGUGCAUCCCAGGCACCAACUCCUCCAGAGAGUAUUAUUCCUACUGAUAUCACCAAGAACUCUGUGAGCCUGGCUUGGACGAAACCCAAGCACGAUGGUGGAAGCAGAAUUUCAGGAUAUGUCCUGGAGGCCAAGAAGAAGGGAACUGAUCAGUGGGCCCACGUAACAACAGUCAAGACCAUGGAUUUCACAGUGAAAAAUCUGAAUGAAAAUGAAGAGUACAUUUUCCAUGUAAUGGCUGUCAACUUAUCAGGGAGAAGCACUCCCCGUGAGAGCAAACCCAUUGUUGUAAAGGAUUCUACCUCGCUACCAGAGUUUGACCUGCGUGGUGUGUGUCAGAAGACUGUUAUUGCCAAGGCAGGAGAUGACAUCAAGGUUGAAAUCCCAGUUAUGGGACGUCCUAGACCAACUAUCUCUUGGCUGAAGGACGGCGCAGCCCUAAAGCUCACACAGAGAACCAACGUUGAAACUACUGCUGCUACUGUUAUCCUCAGCAUCAAUGAAUGCAACAGAGCUGACAGUGGUGUAUACAACAUGACAGCAAAGAACAUCGUUGGUUCUGUGACAGAUAAUAUCACCGUCAAAGUACAUGAUGUACCUGGGCCACCCAAGGGACCAGUUAAGAUUGUGGAGAUAUCGCGUACCUAUUGCAUCUUUGCAUGGGACACUCCUGAAAACGACGGAGGCGUGCCAAUCAAUAAUUACGUGAUUGAGAUCAGAGACACAACUUCCCAAACAUGGACAGAGCUGUCUUCCACCGUCAUCCGUACAAUGUUUAAAGCCAUUCGCUUAACCACGGGAUCGGAGUACCAGUUCAGAGUAAAGGCUAAGAACAGAUAUGGUGUUGGACCUCCCAUCACCUCAGAAGCAGUGGUGGCUGCCUAUCCAUUUAAAGCCCCUGGACCCCCCGGUACACCUAGUGUUGUUUCAUUUACCAAGGACUCUAUAACAAUUGGCUGGAAUGAGCCUGUGUCUGAUGGUGGAAAUGAAGUCAUUGGUUAUCAUGUUGAAAGGAAAGAAAGAAGCAGCAUUAUGUGGCAUAAGAUCAGCAAGGGUCUUGUGAAAGGAAAUAUCUUUAAAUCCACUGGGCUUGAAGAUGGAGUUGCCUAUGAGUUCCGUGUCAUGGCUGAAAACAUGGCUGGAAUCGGUAAGCCCAGCAAAGCCUCCGAAGCAAUACUGGCCUUGGACCCUGUAGACCCACCCGGUCAGCCUGUGCCAAUAUUUGUCAACAAGAAUGUUAUCACUAUCCAGUGGACAAAGCCCGAGUAUGAUGGUGGCUUCAAAAUCACUGGCUACAUAGUGGAGAAGAGAGAACUGCCUACUGGUCGAUGGAUCAGAGCCAACUUCACUAACAUCAUUGAGACAGCAUUCACUGUAAGUGGACUCACUCAAGAUGCCUCCUAUGAAUUCCAUGUCAUAGCCAGAAACUCAGCAGGUGCAGUAAGUGUGCCAUCUGAACCCUCAGACCCAAUUAUCUGCAAAGAUGACAUCAUUGAGCCACGCAUUAUGGUUGACGCAAUCUUUAAGGAUGUUGUACUACUGAAGGCAGGAGAGUCCUUCAAGCUUGAUGCUGACAUUGCUGGUCAACCAACGCCAUCUAUGGUUUGGACCAAGAAUGGAAAGGAGGUUGAGAACACAAUGAAAUUGGAGGUUAAGUUUACUGAACUGACAACUACUCUAACCAACAAGGACUCUACCAGAUCAGAUGGGGGAGAAUUUGUUUUGACUGCCACUAAUGUCGGUGGAUUCGCUAAGCACAUCUUUAAUGUUAAAGUGCUUGACAGACCCGGACCACCAGUUGGACCUCUAAAGGUGACUGAUGUCACAGCAGACAAGUGUGUACUGACCUGGGCUCCACCUGCAGAUGAUGGCGGGGCCAAGAUUGAAGGAUAUGUGGUUGAGAAGCGUGAGUCAAGCAGACUGGUUUGGACCAAUGUGGUUUCAGAUCUUCAGGUUACACAAUAUAAGGUGACCAAGUUGCUUAAAGGAAACGAAUAUAUCUUCAGAGUAAUGGCAGUAAACAAAUAUGGACUUGGUGAGUCUCUUGAUUCAGAGCCCACUCUUGCAGACAACCCAUAUAGGGUUCCUGAUCCUCCAGAGAACCCUGAAGUGACAGCUAUCACUAAAGAUUCAAUGGUUCUUAUGUGGCAAGCACCUAAGAGUGAUGGUGGAACUCCAAUCACCAACUACAAUGUUGAACGGAAAGACAGAAUAGGCCUACGCUGGGUCAAAUGUAACAAGAGGAAGAUCAAAGACCUUCAGUUCAAGGCCGCAGGCCUUGUUGUCGGGCAUGAAUAUGAAUUCAGAGUAACUGCUGAGAAUGCUGCUGGAGUGAGUGCACCAAGUGUCUCCAGUCCAUUCUACAAGGCAACUGAUGCACUAUACAAGCCAGGGGCUCCAUGCAACCCUAGAAUCUUGGACACAACCAAGUCCUCAAUUACUGUUGCCUGGAACAAACCUGUAUAUGAUGGUGGCUCUGACAUCACUGGCUACAUUGUGGAGACCUGCAUCCCAUCUGAAAAAGAAGACGAGGAGGAGUGGACCAUUGUGACACCCAAAGAAGGUCUCCUUGCUACCUCAUUCACCAUUAUUAACCUGAAGGAGAACCAGGAGUACAAGAUCAACAUCUCUGCUAUCAACAGUGAAGGAAUUGGAGAAGCAGCAUCUGUACCUGACAAUACAAAGGCAGAGGACAGGCUUCUCCCACCUGAGAUUGAUUUGGAUGCUGAGCUACGUAAGGUUAUCAGCCUUAGAGCUUGCUGCUCACUUAGACUGUUUGUGCCUAUCAGAGGCAGACCGGCUCCUCAGGCUAAAUGGACCAAAGGGGAUGGUGAGGCUAUUGAGAGGGCAACUAUUGACAGCACAACAUCGUACACGUCACUUGUGAUUGAAAAUGUCAACAGAUUUGACAGUGGAAAGUAUAAUCUUACAGUUGAAAACAGCUCUGGCUCCAAGACGGUUACAGUCCAAGUCAAGGUGCUUGAUACACCAAGCGCCCCACAGAAUCUGAAGAUUACUGCCGUAACAAAUGAAGCUGUCACUCUGACCUGGGAUCCACCAGUGAAUGAUGGAGGAGUUAAGAUUAAGAACUAUAUUGUUGAAAAACGCGAGUCCACAAGGAAAGCCUAUGCCACAGUCAAUGCUCUCUGCCAUCAUACCACCUUCACAGUUGGCCAGCUCCUGGAAGGAUGCAACUAUUACUUCAGAGUUUUGGCUGAGAAUGAGUAUGGCAUUGGCUUGCCCAUUGAGACUGGUGAAUCAGUUAAAGUGUCUGAGAAACCACAGCCACCUGGCAAAAUCACUCUUAAGGAUGUUACCAAAAGCAGCGUCACCCUCUCCUGGGAGAAGCCAGAGCAUGAUGGUGGCAGCAGAGUAGGUUGUUAUGUUGUUGAGAUCCAGCCCAAGGGUGUUGAUAAGUGGACCCAGGCUGUUAUAGUAAAGGAAACAGAAGCUACAAUUAGUGGACUUAAUGCAGGUGAAGAAUACAUGUUCCGUGUAGCCGCAAGAAAUGAGAAGGGAACAAGUGACCCACGUCAAAUUGGUGUGCCUGUGAUCGUGAAAGAUCUUGUUAUUGCACCUGUUGCCAAAAUGUUGUUCAACACAUUCAGUGUGUUGGCAGGAGAAGACCUGGCAGUGGAGGUUCCAUAUGUUGCACGUCCCAAAGCAGCUAUCUCCUGGGUAAAGGAUGGUCAGCCUCUGAAGAGAACUACAAGAGUAAACUUUGGUGCAACAGACACAAUGUUGAAUCUCAACAUAAAAGAGGCUACUAAAGAUGACGUUGGACACUACCUCAUUACUCUUAGCAACACAGCUGGAGAGACAACUGCAAGCAUUGGCAUCGUUGUUCUUGACAAACCUGGCCAGCCAAGCGGUCCAGUUAAGGUGGAAGAGGUCACUUCUGACAACAUAACCAUCUCCUGGAACCCACCAGAGUACGAUGGUGGUUGCACCAUCAAACACUACAUUGUGGAAAAAAGAGACACAUCCACAACUAACUGGAUGGUUGUAUCUCCUAACCUUGCGAGAACCAAAAUCAAGGUAGGCAGACUGAAAACUGGCUCUGAGUAUCAGUUUAGAAUCACAGCAGAAAAUCGAUAUGGAAAAGGCCCAACUCUUCAAUCAGAGUGCAUUGUGGCUCAGUACCCAUACAAGCUCCCGGGACCCCCAGGAACACCAUCUAUUGCUGCCUGCACCAAGGACAGCAUGGUGGUGACCUGGAAUGAACCUGUGAAUGAUGGUGGAAGUGCUAUCUUGGGCUACCAUCUUGAACGGAAAGAGAGAAACAGCAUCCUGUGGGUCAAACUUAACAAGUCUCUCAUUACUGACCAAACCUUCAAGACAACUGGUUUGGAGGCAGGAAUGGAGUAUGACUACAGAGUUUAUGCAGAAAAUAUUGUCGGAAUAGGCAAAGUGAGCAAAGUGUCUGAGGGUCAUGUUGCUAGAGACCCCUGUGAUCCCCCUGGAACCCCAGAGGCAACAAAGAUCAGUAAAGACUCUGUGACCAUUGUUUGGACCAAGCCUGAGUAUGAUGGUGGUGCAAAGGUUACAGGUUACAUUGUGGAAAAGAAGGAGCUUCCUGAAGGUCGUUGGCAGAAGGCAAACUUUACCAACAUCAUCGAGACAGAAUACGUUGCAACUGGCCUUGUGCAGGACAAUCAGUAUGAGUUCCGUGUCAUUGCUAGAAAUGCUGCUGGUGUUUUCAGUAUUCCUUCUUACAGCACUGGUCCCAUCACUGCCAGGGAUGAAAUUGAACCACCACGCAUCAGCAUUGACCCAGAGUACACACAGACCAUUGUGGUUAAUGCUGGAGACAGCUUCAAGAUUGAUGCUGAUGUUCAUGGCAAACCAUUGCCCUCUAUCCACUGGAUGAAGGGAGAGCAGGAACUGGGCAACACUAUUCAUAGAGAAAUUAAGAACACGCCAACCAAAGCUUAUAUAUCCGUCAAGGAAGCUAAACUUUCUGAUGGAGGCCAAUACACUCUGCUGUUGAAAAACCCAGGAGGUGAAAAGGCUGUACAGGUCAGUGUGAUUGUUCUAGAUAAACCUGGAGAACCACAAGGACCUCUUGUCAUUACAGGAAUAACCAAAGACCGAUGUUGCCUUGCUUGGAAACCACCGAUACAAGAUGGUGGCAGCAAGAUCUCUCACUACAUUGUGGAGAGGAGAGAGACAAGCAGACUAGUCUGGACUGUCGUCAACCCAAAAGUGGAAAAUGUUUGUCUAAAUGUCACUAAACUCCUGGAAGGAAAUGAGUACAUCUUUAAGGUCCAUGCUGUCAACCAGUUUGGAGUGGGUGCACCACUUGAAUCUGCUGCUGUCAUCAUCAAAGAUCCGUAUGUGCCCCCUGGUUCACCAAAGAGCUUAGAGGUUUCAGAUGUUAAAAAAGAUUCAAUGAUGCUCACCUGGGAGGCUCCCUCUGAAGAUGGCGGUAGCGUCAUCACUGGAUACAUAAUAGAGAAACACGACAAAGAGGGUGUCAGAUGGACCAGAUGCAACAGACAAACUGUCACUGACUUGACUUUCAAGGUCACUGGACUCCUGGAAAGCCACAUGUACGAAUUCAGAGUUGCUGCUGAGAAUGCCAUUGGUGUUGGUGAACCAAGCUCCCCUACUGUGUUCUACAAAGCCCUUGAUCCCAUCUUCAGGCCUGGUCCACCACACAAUCCGAGAGUUACUGACACUACUAAAACAUCAGUAUUCCUGUCAUGGGGCAAGCCUCUCUGUGAUGGAGGCUGUGAGAUUCAGGGUUACAUUGUUGAGUGCUGCGCUACCACCUUGCAAGCUGAGGCCCCAGAAGCCGUUGCUGCAGAGCCAACUGCUACAGAUGCACCUGCUGAGGAGUGGAUAAUGUGCACGCCACCAACAGGUAUCAAGAAGACCAAGUUUGAAGUUGCCAACUUGAAGGAAAACCAGGCAUACAAGUUUAGAGUGUGUGCUGUCAACAAAGUUGGAGUUGGUGAUCAUGCUGAUGUCUUUGGAGCUGUUGUUGCCCAAGAUAGGGCAGAAGAACCAGAUCUUGACAUUGACCCAGAACUGAGAAAGAUUGUGACCAUCAAAGCUGGAGCUUCCCUUAGGCUGUUUAUCCCCAUCAAAGGAAGGCCCACUCCUACCAUCAAGUGGAACAAGGACGAAGCUGCCCUUAAAGAGACUGCUCAAAUUGAGGUGACCAGCAGUUACACAUCCCUUGUAAUUGACAAGAUGAGCAGGAACGACAGUGGAAAAUACACAGUUACUGCAGAGAACUCAAGUGGAACCAAAUCAGCAUUUGUUGUUGUCCGUGUUCUCGACACACCUAGUGCUCCUGUCAACCUGAAAGUGAAAGAAAUUACAAACCAGUCAGUGACACUGGCAUGGGAACCACCUCUGUUGGAUGGUGGAUCCAAGAUAAAGAACUACAUUGUUGAAAAGAGAGAAAGCACACGCAAAACAUAUGCAGCUGUUGUAACAAACUGUCAUGCUCUUUCGUGGAAGAUUGAGCCACUCCAGGAGGGUUGUAGUUACUACUUCCGAGUCAUUGCUGAGAAUGCACAUGGUGUUGGCCUGCCUGCAGCAACCGUUGACCCUCUUAAGGUCUCAGAGGUGCCCCAGUCUCCGAAGAACUUGAUUGUUACAGACCAAACCAAAACAAGUAUCUCUUUGGCCUGGGAGAAACCUGAGUAUGAUGGUGGCAGCAGAGUCAUGCAGUAUUUGCUUGAGGUGCAGCUUAAGGGCCAGGAGAAGUGGUCUGGUGUUAACACAUUUAAGACAAUGGAGGCUACUGUUUCUAAUCUGAACCCAGGAGAGGAAUAUCUGUUUAGAGUUACAGCCAUCAAUGAUAAGGGUAAAAGUGACCCCAAAGUCCUUGCUGGUCCAGUAAUGACAAAGGACUUGGUCUUUGAGCCUGAUGUUCGACCAUCAUUCAGCAACUACAGUGUCCAUGUGGGCAAAGACCUGAAGAUUGACAUUCCCAUCUUUGGACGUCCUAAACCAAAAGUCACAUGGACUAAAGAUGGAGCUCCUUUGAAGUUCACCACGAGAGUCAACAUUCUCAAUACACCAACACAUACAACACUCAGCAUUAAGGAGGCAGCAGGUGAUGACGGUGGCAUGUACAGUAUAAAUGUUGCUAACUCAGUUGGAGAAAAGGACACAACAGUUGAAAUCAUUGUUCUUGACAAGCCUGGUCCUCCAUCUGGCCCUGUGAGGUUCGAUGAAAUCACAACACAGAGUGUCACUAUUUCAUGGGAUCCACCAAAACACAAUGGUGGCUGCCAGAUUUCAAACUACAUUGUGCAAAAGAGAGAUACUACUACAACAACAUGGGAAAAUGUCAGCAUCAACUGUGCCAGAACCACCAUCAAAGUGCCUAGACUAAAGACUGGAAACGAGUACCAGUUCAGGAUCAUCGCUCAGAACCGAUAUGGCAAGAGUCAUGGCCUGGAUUCAUCUGCUGUAGUCGCUCAGUACCCAUACAGAGAGCCAGGUCCCCCAGGCACUCCGUUCAUCUCUUCUCUCUCUAGGGACCACCAGAUUGUUGAGUGGCAUGAGCCUGUUACAGACGGAGGCAGCCCUGUCCUUGGCUACCAUCUUGAGAGGAAAGAGAGGAAUAGUAUUCUCUGGGUCAAGAUCAACAAGACACUUAUUCAUGAGACUAGUUUCAAGAGUCACCCCUUAGAGGAGGGUGUUGAGUAUGAAUACAGGGUUUAUGCUGAAAAUAUUGUUGGCAUUGGCAGGUGCAGUAAAGUCUCAGAGGGCUGCAUUGCCCGUGAUCCAUGUGAUCCUCCUGGUGCACCAGAGGCCGUGCAUGUGACCAAAGAUACCAUUGUCAUUCAGUGGACUAAACCAGAGUAUGAUGGUGGCAGUAAUAUAACUGGCUAUACUGUGGAGAAGCGUGAUUUGCCAGAGGGCAGGUGGGUAAGGGCGAAUUUCACUAAUGUGAUUGAGACCCAAUUUACUGUGACUGGGCUGACAGAAAAUGCACAGUAUGACUUCAGAGUCAUUGCUAAAAAUGCUGUGGGCACCACCAGCAAGCCAUCUUACAACAGUGGACCAAUCACUGCAAACGAUAUGGUGGAGGCACCCAAAUUUUCCAUUGACCCCGCAUUCACCAAGACCAUUAUCAUCAACGCCGGAGAGACAUUCAAGCUAGAUGCCGAUGUCCGUGGAAAGCCACUGCCUACGAUCCAGUGGUUCAAGGAUGAAAAACCAAUCGAGAAUACACUCAGACUAGAAAUCAAAAACACAGAAAACCAUGCAAUGAUUGUCAUUAAGGAUUCUGUUAGAAUUGAUGGUGGAAUGUACAUGCUCCAGCUGACAAAUGAAGCUGGCAGUGAAACUGUACCAUUUAAAGUUGUGGUCCUGGACAGGCCAAGUCCAUGUGAAGGACCCCUCCAAGUCACCGGAGUAGCUGAAGAUAGAUGCACCCUGGUAUGGCGUGCCCCUCUACAUGAUGGAGGUAGUCCCAUUACACAUUACAUCAUUGAGAGAAGAGAGACCAGCCGUCUAGCUUGGACUAUUGUUUCUAACCGCUGUGACACAACAUGCUACAGAGUCACCAAAUUACUGGAAGGCAAUGAGUAUAUGUUCCGUGUCAUGGCAGUUAACAGUUAUGGUGUCAGUGAGCCACUGGAGUCUGGUGGAGUGAUUAUGAAGACCCCAUUCAUUCCUCCUUGUCCACCUCACAUUGAGGAUGUAUCCAACAUUGCCCAUGAUGGCAUGACCAUCACUUGGUCUGCCCCCGAAAAUGAUGGUGGCAGUGAGAUCACCAAUUACAUCAUUGAAAAGAAGGACAGAGCUGGAAUCAAAUGGACCAGAUGCAAUAGGCAGAAGGUCACUGAUCUCUCCUUUAGAGUCACAGGCCUAACCACCGGCCAUGAGUAUGAGUUCAGAGUGGCUGCUGAGAAUGUAGUUGGAGUGGGAGAGCCAAGCCUUCCAAGUUCAUACUACAAGGCCUGUGAUCCCAAGUACAAACCUGGUGCCCCGGCAUAUGUGAAUGUAACUGACUCCUCAAAGAGUUCUAUUACAGUGUCAUGGGGCAAGCCACUGUCUGAUGGUGGCAGCCCCAUUCAAGGAUACAUUGUUGAAGUCUGCAAGGCUGAGGAGGAAGAAUGGACCAUGGUUACUCCACCCACUGGUCUGCGUGUCAACAAAUAUGAAAUUACCAAACUUGCAGAGGGUCAGGAGUACAAAAUCCAGGUGUGUGCUCUGAACAAACUGGGAGUUGGUGAGCCAGCAAUUCUUUCUGGAACAUCUAAGCCAGAGGAAAGGGUGGACCCACCACAGAUCCACCUCGACUCUGAGCUGAGGAAGGGCAUCAAUGUGAAAGCCGGUGGAUCUGUUAGAAUCUAUGUUCCAUUUAAGGGAAGGCCAACACCUGAAAUUAAGUGGACUAAGGAUGAAGGAAACCUGACAGAAAAGGCAGUGGUUGAGAAGGCUCUCAACUUCACACAGCUGUCCAUUGACUCAUGUGACAGAAGUGAUUCAGGAAAAUACACCUUAAGCCUGACAAACAGCAGUGGCACUGUGUCUGAGGUUAUUGCUGUUAAAGUCCUGGACACACCGGGAGCACCACAGAAGCUUGUGGUUAAAGAUGUUAAAAAGGACUCUGUCACUCUUGUAUGGGAUGCCCCACUGAUCGAUGGAGGCUCUAAAAUCAAGAACUAUGUCAUUGACAAACGUGAGUCAACCAGAAAGGCAUAUGCAAAUGUGUCUACGAAAUGCACCAAGACAACAUUCAAAGUUGAGAACUUGAUUGAAGGUGCUAUGUACUACUUCAGAGUCAUGGCUGAGAAUGACUAUGGAGUCGGCCAAGCUAUUGAAACAAAGACAGCUUCCAAGGCCUCCGAGGUCCCACUGCCAGUUGGAAAAGUCUUUCUCACCGAUGUCACUAAAGCUAGUGCCUCACUGGCCUGGGAGAAACCUGAGCAUGAUGGAGGCAGUAGAAUUGGUGGCUACCUAAUUGAGAUGCAGCCUAAGGGUACAGAUAAGUGGGGAGUUGCAACAAACACAAAGACAUGUGAGGGCACUGUCACAGGACUCACAGCUGGAACAGAAUACCUAUUCCGUAUUAUUGCUUACAAUGAGAAGGGAAAGAGUGAACCAAAGGCACUUGCUGCACCUGUUAUUGCCAGUGACAUGACCAUGGAGCCAAGCAUUAAGAUGCAAUUCAACACUUACAGUGUAUCAGCUGGAAAAGAUCUUAAGUUGGAGUUCCCUGUGCUUGGCAGGCCCAAACCUAGAGUCACUUGGACCAAAGAUGGUCAACCUCUAAAGGUGACAUCAAGAGUCAAUGUGGUAAAUACUCCAGAAACAACUACAAUUCAGAUUACUGAGGCAUGCAAAGAGGACUUUGGUAAAUACUCCAUUACAGCAACCAAUACUGUGGGCACAGUCACUGAGGAUGUGUCUGUCAUUAUCCUUGACAAGCCAGGUCCACCAACAGGUCCAGUCAAGGUUGUUGAAGUGAGCAACACCUUUGUCCAUCUCGCCUGGGAGCCCCCAGGUUACACAGGUGGAUGCCAGGUGAAGAACUAUAUAGUGGAGAAGAGAGAAACCACCACCACGACAUGGCAGUCAGUCACCACACAGCUUGCUAGAACAGCAUUCAAGGUCACCAAGCUGAAGACUGGUGCAGAAUACCAGUUCAGAAUUAUAGCUGAAAACAGAUAUGGAAAGGGCGUGCCUCUGGACUCCAAGGCCAUUGUUGUGCAGUAUCCAUACAAACCACCAGGGCCUCCAGGAACACCAUACGUCAAAUCUGCAACGAAGGAAAUGAUGGUCAUUGAAUGGAAUGAGCCAGUCAAUGAUGGUGGCAGUGCAGUUAUUGGUUACCAUCUGGAAAGUAAGGAGAGAAGCAGCAUUCUGUGGAACAAACUGAACAAGACUCUCAUCACUGAUACUCAGUUCAAGAUCUGCAAUCUGGAGGAGGGUGUUGGAUAUGAAUUCAGAGUUUAUGCUGAAAAUAUUGUUGGCAUUGGUAGAUGCAGUAAAGUGUCUGAGUCCUUCGUUGCUCGUGACCCAUGUGAUCCUCCUGGUGCUCCUGAAGCUGUAUCUAUUUCAAAAAAUCUAAUCAAGAUUCAGUGGACCAAGCCUCAGUAUGAUGGUGGCAGCAAAGUGAACGGAUAUAUUGUGGAGAGGAAAGAUCUCUCCUCCCCUGAUGGGCAUUGGGUGAGAGCUAACUUCACUAAUAUAACUGAGACUGAGUAUACCGUCACUGGUCUGACAGAGAAUGAGCAAUACGAAUUUAGAGUUAUUGCAAGAAAUGCAGCCGGAGUCUUCAGCGAGCCAUCAGACAGCUCUGGACCUAUUACUGCUACUGAUGAAAUUGAACCACCAAGGGCCUCAAUGGAUCCCAAGUACAAGGAUGUGAUUGUUGUCAAUGCUGGAGAACACUUGGUUCUUGAUGCAGACAUCUAUGGAAAACCGAUUCCUGAUGUCGUCUGGCUUAAAGAGGGAAAGGAAAUGGACAAAGCCCUGCGCAUUGAAGUGAAAACUACACCAAAGCGUGCAGCCAUAACCAUAAAGGAUGUAACCAAGCUAGACAGUGGCCACUAUGACCUUGUCCUCAAAAAUCUGGGUGGUACAAAAACCUUCCCAAUCACUGUCAAAGUUCUUGAUAAACCAGGUCCACCUACUGGACCCAUGAAAGUGACAGGAGUCAUGGCUGACAAGUGCAUUCUUGCCUGGUCUGAACCAACUCUGGAUGGUGGGGCGAGUGUCACUCACUAUAUCUUAGAGAAGAGAGAGACAAGCAGGUUGUCCUGGACAGUGGCUGCUCCAAAUAUCAAGGGUCUGUAUCAUAAACUAACAAAUUUGCUCCCUAGAAAUGAAUACAUUUUCAGAGUCAGAGCAGUGAACAAAUAUGGUGUUGGUGACUAUCUUGAGAGUGAACCCGUCAUUGCACGCAAUCCAUAUAAGCCACCAGGUGCUCCUGGAACUCCAGAAGCCAGUCAAAUCACAAAGGAUUCUAUGGUUCUAUCGUGGACCGUUCCAGAACAGACUGGUGGAGCUGAAAUUGAAGGCUACCACCUUGAAAAGCGUGACAAAGAUAGUGUAAGGUGGACAAAAUGCAACAGACAAAAGCUGACCGACACCCACUUCAAGGUCACAGGUCUGAUGACAGAUCACUUCUACGAGUUCCGUGUUGCUGCUGAAAAUGAGGCUGGAAUAGGAGACCUCAGUGAAUUGUCCCUGUUCUACAGAGCAUGUGAUGCUACAACACCACCUGGGCCUCCACACCAUCCCAAAGUGACAGACUACACAAAGUCUUCCGUGUCUCUGUCAUGGGGCAAACCUGACUUUGAUGGUGGUGCCUACGUCAAGGGCUACAUUGUUGAAAUGAGAGAGUACACAGAAGUGCCUGGAUCAACAGAAGAGGCAGAAGUAGCACCAGCAGUCGAGGCACAAGCUGAAAAAGAAUGGACCAUGUGCACUCCACCUACUGGUAUUCAGGCCACUAAACUCACUAUCACAGACCUUAAGGAGGGCGGAGAAUACCAGUUCCGCGUUUGUGCUAUCAACUCUGAGGGAGUAGGAGAGGCUGCUAGUGUCAGUGGCACUGUGGUCACUUCUGACAGGGUAGAAGCACCAGAGAUUGAGCUGGAUGCUGAUCUCAGAAAGGUUGUAUCUGUCCGUGCUGGUGGAACUCUGCGUCUGUUUGUCACCAUCAGAGGAAGGCCUGAACCUGCUGUGAAAUGGGAGAAGGUUGAGGGUACUCUCACGGAGCGUGCUGCAAUUGACACCACUGCUUCAUACACCAUGCUCGUCAUAGACAACGUCAACCGCUUUGACAGUGGAAAAUACUCACUAACACUGGAGAACAGUAGUGGUACAAAAUCUGCUAUUGUUGCAGUGAGAAUUUUGGACACACCAAGUGCACCACAGAAAUUUGCUGUGAAGGAGGUCAAGAAGGAUUCAGUGACUCUUGCCUGGGAUGCGCCACUCACUGACGGUGGUUCUAAAAUCACAAACUACAUUGUAGAGAAGAGAGAGUCUGUCAGGAAGGUCUAUACUACUGUCACCAGCAACUGCACAGCCAACUCAUUCAAGAUUGAAGAGCUGCCUGAGGGUGGUAUUUUCUACUUCAGAGUCUGUGCUGUUAACGAAUAUGGCCAAGGACAGAUGGUUGAAACCAAAGAAAUCAAAGUAUCUGAGGUACCUCUGCCACCAAGCAAGGUUACCCUUGUAGAUCUGACAAAGACCAGUGUGUCACUGGCAUGGGACAAACCUGCUCAUGAUGGUGGAAGCAAAGUAAUGUGCUACAAUGUAGAAUUUAAGCCUAAGAGUGGAGAUAAAUGGGGCACAGCAUGCACAGUCAAGGUGCCUGAAGCGACUAUUCCUAAUCUGACUCCUAAUGAUACCUAUUUAUUCCGAGUUGUUGCAAUCAAUGAGAAAGGAAAGAGUGAGCCAAAGGAUCUUGGCUUGCCUGUGGUUGCAAAGGAUGUUGCAAUAGAACCAUCUGUCAAUUUACUGUUUACUACGUACAGUGUGAAGGCUGGAGAAGACCUCACUCUUGAGGUUCCUGUAAGAGGCAGGCCAAAGCCUGUUGUAUCCUGGAAGAAGGAUGGCCUUCCUUUAAAGCAAACAUCAUCAGUGACCAUCUUAAACACAGCAACCUCUUCCAAAAUACUAAUAAAAGAAGCUAGCAGAGAUCAUGUUGGCAAGUAUGAAAUCACUCUGGCCAACACAGCAGGAACUGUCACAGCAGAUAUUGGAAUCGUUGUCCUUGAUAAGCCAGGUCCACCUAAAGGAUUUAAGGUGGAUGCUGUGACUUCUGACAGCAUCACACUGUCCUGGUCACCACCAGAUUAUGAUGGUGGCUGUUCCAUCAGUAAUUAUAUCGUGGAGAAGAGAGACACAAACACACAAGAAUGGCAGAUGGUAGCAAGUAAUGUUGCCAGAACAUGUUUCAAGGCUUGCCGCUUGACACAUGGUGCAGAGUACCAAUUCCGCAUCUAUGCAGUCAACCGUUACGGAAAGAGUACGUAUCUGGAUUCAUCUGGAAUUACAGCUCAGUAUAACUUCAAACAACCUGGACCUCCUUCCACACCUAUAGUGAAGUUGGCGACCAAGUCUUACAUGUUGGUGACUUGGAAUGAGCCAGUCAGUGAUGGUGGUAGUCCUGUUCUGGGCUACCAUCUGGAGAGGAAAGAGCGUUCUAGCAUUCUUUGGACAAAGAUGAACAGAGGAAUGAUCAAAGACACAGAAUACAAGGUCAAUGGAAUUGAAGAGGGAAUGAUGUAUGAAUACCGUGUCUAUGCUGAAAAUAUUGCUGGUAUUGGUAAAUGCAGCAAAGCUUGUGAAGCUGUAGCAGCCAGAGAUCCAUGUGAUCCUCCAGGCACACCUGUGGUCACUGCUGUUACCAGAACAUCUGUCUCCUUGUCUUGGGAUAAACCAGAGUACGAUGGUGGAGCCAAGGUUUCUGGCUACAUCAUUGAACGCAGAGACCUCCCUGAGGGACGCUGGACAAGAUGCAACUUCACCAAUGUGCCUGAGACCCACUAUGAUGUGACAGGCUUAACAGAAAACAGCCAGUACAUCUUCCGUGUCAUUGCCAAGAAUGCAGCUGGAUUGUUCAGUGAACCGUCUGACAACACUGGGCCCAUCACUGUCAAGGAUGAUGUAGAUCCACCACGUAUCAUGAUGGAUGUCAAGUUUAGAGAGAAAGUGUUUGUGAAAGCAGGUGAAACUCUGAAGAUUAAUGCUGACCUUGCUGGACGUCCUGCUCCUGUCAUUUCCUGGACAAAGGAUGGCAAAGAGAUUGAGCUGAGAGCUAGAAUUCAGAUUGUUUCAACCGAUACCAGCACUUCUGUCAUUGUCAAGGACUGCAUCAGAAGAGAUUCUGGACAGUAUGCCCUGACUCUACAGAAUAUUGCUGGAACAGUUACCAUGCCAAUAAACUGUGUGAUUCUUGACAAGCCAGGUCCCUCAGCAGGACCUCUGCAGAUCACAGGUCUCACAGCUGAGGAGUGCACUCUGUCAUGGGGUACUCCUCAGGAGACCGGUGGUGCUGAUAUCACACAUUACAUUGUUGAGAAGCGUGAGACCAGCCGCUUGGCAUGGACACUGGUGAAGACAGACAUCACAAAAACAUACUAUAAAGUCACAGGACUGCUAAAGGGCAAUGAAUAUAUCUUCAGGGUUUUGGCUGUCAACAAGUUUGGACCUGGUGAGGCUCUGGAGAGUGAGGCUGUAAAGGUAACAGAUCCAUACACUUUUGCCACCGCUCCAGCUGGUGUUGAUAUCACUGCUAUAACUGGAGAUUCAAUGACCCUCACGUGGUGCAAGCCAGCCAAUGAUGGAGGCAGCCCCAUUACUGGAUAUAUAAUUGAGCGCCGUGAGAAAACAGGUAUGCGCUGGGUCCGUGUGAACAGAGAUCCAGUUGUUGAAUGUACCACAGUGGCAACCAAACUGCGCAAGGGUUGUGAGUAUGACUUCAGAGUCUAUGCUGAAAACGCUGCUGGUCUGAGUCCCCCAAGUGAACCAUCUGCAACUUUCAGAGCAAUGGAUCCUCUGGUUGUUCCUUCUCGGCCCACCAAGCCAAAAAUUGUCAGUUCAACCAAGAACAGUGUGUCCAUUGUCUGGAAACCACCAACAGAUGAUGGUGGUGCUCCCAUCCUUGGAUACAGUGUAGAAUACAGGGACUACAUCCGCAAACCAGAGCCAGAGGUUGAGGGAGAAGAGGAUGAAUAUGAGGAGGAGGAAGAGGAAGAAGUGCCUGAACCACCUGAAGAACUAGCAAGAUGGGUUGAGGCUAUCCCUCUGACCAAGAGCUUGGAAUUCACAAUCACGGGACUAAAGACAGAUGCAGAAUAUGAAUUCUCUGUCAAGGCUAUAAACAAAGUUGGCAGCAGUGUCCGUAGCCCAUAUUCAGAUGCAGCUGCAGCAAUGGACAGAACUGCAGAGCCAUCAUUUGAUGUUGACAUUGAGAUGCGUAAAGUACUUAUUGUUAAGCAUAGCACAGCAUUUACUCUAAAUGUACCCUUCAAGGGCAAACCUGUACCAUCAGUGGAAUGGGCCAAGGAGGGCGUUGAUCUAAAGGUCAGAGGAAGCAUUGAAUCAACAGAUUCAAGCACCUCACUGACUAUUGAAAAGUCAACUAGAAAUGACUCUGGAGAGUACUGUGUCACUAUUGAAUCACCACUCGGAAAAGCUACAUUGCCCUUGACUGUCAAGGUGCUUGACUCUCCUGGACCCCCAGUCAAUGCUAAAGUUUCUGCAGUGACUAGAGAUUCUGCAACCCUCACUUGGGAGGCUCCAGAAAAUGAUGGUGGCGACCCAGUGAAGGCCUACCAUGUGGAAAAACGUGAAGCCAGUAAGAAAGCCUGGGUGUCUGUGACCAGCAACUGUCACGCACUUACUUACAAGGUGGAAGACUUGCAGGAGGGAGCCAUAUAUUACUUCAGAGUUAUUGGAGAAAAUGAGUAUGGAGUGGGUGUCCCUCAGGAAGUCAAGGCUGGAACCAAGAUUACAGAGGUACCAAGUCCACCCAUGAAACUUGGAGUUGCAAAUGUUACCAAGGACAGCGUUACGAUUGCCUGGACAAGACCUGAAUACGAUGGUGGUAGCAGGGUUACUGGUUACCUCAUUGAUGCUCUGGAGAAGGGACAGACCAAGUGGGUGAAGUGUGCCACUGUGAGGACCAUGACUCACACCAUCAAGAGCCUGAGGGAGGGUGCUGAGUACUUCUUCAGAGUUCGUGCUGAGAACCAUGCCGGACUCAGUGAACCCAAGGAGAUGAUCGUACCUGUUAUUGUCAAGGAAAUACAAGAGGCUCCAGAGUUUGACCUGAAGAACUACCCCAAGAAUACAGUUUAUGUGAGAGCAGGAUCUGACCUGACCUUUGAGAUUCCUCUCACUGGCAGGCCCAUGCCUAAGGUGGCUAUGUCCAAGAACAAUGUUGUCAUCAAGGGAUCCAAGAGGCUGCUAGCAGAAGUAACCCCAGACAGCUUAAUUGUCACUCUAAAUGAAAGCGGUUCAAGUGACGCUGGCAAAUAUGAAUUCACCGCCUCAAAUGCGGGAGGUACCACAAAGAUCUUCAUUAUCUUCGUUGUGCUGGACAGACCUGGACCUCCUGUUGGUCCAGUUGAGAUUGGAGAGGUUGGCGAGACAACAGUGUGUCUGAAAUGGGCUCCUCCAGAGUAUGAUGGUGGCAGUCCUGUUACCAACUACAUUGUUCUGAAACGUGAAACCAGCACACCUACCUGGGCAGAGGUGUCAACUAGCAUUGCCAGAAGUUCCAUCAAGGUGACUAAGCUGACCAAGGGAGAGGAGUAUCAAUUCAGAAUCAAGGCUGAGAAUCGCUAUGGUGUCAGUGACCACAUUGACAGCAAAUCAGUCAUGAUAAAGCUUCCAUACACCAUCCCUGGACCUCCAUCCACGCCAUGGGUGAGCUUCAUAUCUAGAGAGAGCCUGACGGUCUGCUGGAAUGAGCCAGUAAAUGAUGGCGGAAACCCUGUGAUAGGAUAUCACCUCCAAAUGAAAGAGAGGAGCAGCAUCCUCUGGCAGAAGGUUAAUAAGACAGCAAUCCCAGGAAACCAGUGGCGAGUUACAAACAUUUGCCCUGGCCUCAUCUAUGAGUUCAAGGUGGCAGCUGAAAAUGCCGCUGGUAUUGGAAAGAUGAGCAAGACCUCUGAGGAGGUGCUUGCUAUUGAUGCCUGCGAGCCCCCAGCAAACAUCCGUAUCACGGAAGUCACAAAGAACUCAGUCAGCCUGGCAUGGCAGAGGCCUCCAUUUGACGGUGGCAGCAAGAUUACGGGCUAUAGUGUGGAGAGGAGGGAAGCUCCCAAUGGAAGAUGGGUGAAGGCUAACUUUACAAACGUCAUUGAGCUGGGCUUCACUGUAUCUGGACUGACCCAGGAUGAGUCUUAUGAGUUCAGAGUGUAUGCCAAGAAUGCUGUGGGGUCUGUCAGCAACCCAUCUCUCAUUGCCGGCCCGGUUACUUGUGUUGACGCAUGUGGUGCCCCAGCUAUUGACCUUCCUCCAGAGUAUCUGGAUGUGGUUCAGUACAAGGCUGGAGCAUCAGUUAAGCUUAGAGUCGGAAUCAUUGCGAAGCCUCUUCCCACCAUCGAGUGGCUCAAGGAUGGAAAGGAGCUGGUAACAACCUCUACUGUAUCUGCCGAAAGCACAACAGACUCUUCUGCUGUUCUGAUCAAGGAUGCAACUCGCCUUGACACAGGCUCAUAUGAGGUCAAGAUCAAGAACGUUCUGGGAUCAGCGUCCGCAACCAUCAGGAUUGAAAUCCUAGAUAAACCUGGACCCCCACCCGGCAUCAUUAACUUUAACUCCGUCACAGCCGAAAAAAUCAUCUUCAGCUGGGAACCUGUGCCUGAGUCUGAUCAGGGUGGUUCCAAGGUGACUCACUACAUUGUUGAGCGUCGUGAAACCAGCCGAGUGGUCUGGUCGACAGUUUCAGACAAGCACGAGCAGACACACGUCGCUGUGGGCAAGCUGGUGCGUGGAAAUGAAUAUGUGUUCCGUGUCAUGGCUGUUAAUAAGUAUGGAGUUGGAGAGCCACUGGAGUCAGAGCCUGUCAUCGCUAAGAAUGCUUUCGUAACUCCUGGCCAGCCUCGUACUCCUGAAGUGAACAUCAUCACCAAGACCACGAUGGUGGUAGAAUGGGACAAACCAGGUGUAGAUGGAGGUAGCCUUGUGACUGGCUACUACCUGGAGAGGCGUGACAAGAAGAGCUUGCGCUGGAUCAGAGUUUACAAAGACCCUGUCACUGACAUCAAACAGACCGUCUACCACCUGACAGAAGGAAAUGAGUACCAAUAUCGGGUCUGCGCUAUUAACAAGGCUGGAGAGGGACCGUUCUCUGAUGCAUCAGACUACUACAAGGCUGCUGACCCAGUUGAUCCACCAGAUGAGCCUUGCAAGCUGAAGGUGGUGGACUCCACCAAGACAUCCAUCACCUUCGGCUGGUCUAAGCCAGAAUGGGAUGGAGGCAGUGAGGUCACAAGCUACAUGGUGGAGAAACUUGUUGAGGGAGAGGAAGAGUGGGCUAUGAUUACCUCCAAGGGAGAGGUCAAGACAACAGAGUACACGGUUCAUGACUUAAAACCAGAUGUCAACUAUUUCUUCAGAGUUUCUGCUGUCAACUGUGCUGGCCGUGGCGAGCCUCUGGAGAUGACAGAACCUGUACAGGCGAAGGAUAUCCUGGAGGAGGCCCAGAUUGACUCAGAUGUGGCCAUGAGAACUCACUACAUUGUGAAGGCUGGCAAGGAUGUGGAGCUUUCUGUUCCUCUGAAGGGUAGACCUGCUCCCACUGCUUCGUGGAGCAAGGGAGAAGAAUGCAUUGAUCGCAACCCUAAAUAUGAGUUCCACCACUCAGACACAACCACAGUCCUUGUCAUGCGUGAAGUGACCAGGCUUGACACUGGAAAGUACACAGUCAAGAUAGAGAACGGUGUGGGAGAGCCCAAGACAUUGACCCUGUCCGUGAAAGUCCAGGAUACCCCAGCUCAGUGCAGAAACCUGGUUCUGAAGGACGUGACCCGUGGAAAGGUUACUCUCUGCUGGGAACCGCCACUCCUCGACGGUGGUGCCGAGAUCACUAACUACAUUGUUGAGAAGAGGGAUUCCUCCAAGAGAUCAUUCUCCGCAGUGACAAGCAAAUGCACAGACACAACAUAUACCAUUGAAGAUCUCUCUGAGAAGACAUCCUUCUUCUUCCGUGUGUUAGCAGAAAAUGAGAAUGGUAUUGGUGAUCCAUGUGACACACUUGAACCUGUGAAGGCCACGGAGACUCCAGGACCAGUGAAGGAGGUCUCUAUGAAGGAUUCAUCAAAGACAUCUGUCACUCUGCAGUGGCUAAAGCCCGAUUAUGAUGGUGGCAGCAUCAUCUCUGACUAUAUCAUUGAGAAGAAGCUUAAGGAUGAGGAAUGGUCACUGGGAGGAACCAGCAGACAGUGUGAGCUUGAAGUCAAGAAACUCAAGGAGCACUCAAACAUGUUCUUUAGAGUAGCUGCCAGGAACGAGAAGGGACAGAGUGACUUUGUGGAGAUUGGGCCUAUCAAGGUCAUUGACUACAUUAUCACACCGGAGGCAAGCCUUGCAGAAUACCCAGAUGGCAGCAUCAGUGUUCGCCUGGGUCACAACGUGCACAUCGAGCUUCCAUACAAAGGCAAACCCAGACCUUCUGUUCUGUGGCUGAAGGACAACCUGCCUCUGAAGGAGAGUGACCAAGUACGCUUCAAGAAGACAGAAAACAAAGCCACUCUAAUGAUCAAGAAUGUGAAGAAGGAGAAUGAGGGUAAAUACACUCUGACUCUUGACAAUAAGGUCAACAGAAGAUCCUUCCACAUCCAUGUCAUCACACUUGGACCACCAUCAAAGCCUGUUGGGCCCAUCCGACUCGAUGAAAUCAGAGCUGAGAGUAUCAUAAUCUCCUGGGAUGAACCCAAUGACGAUGGCGGUGGAUAUAUCACCUGCUACACUGUGGAGAAACGUGACACCUCCCAGCCUGACUGGAAGAUGGCUUGCUCCAGUGUAGAGGGUACUCAAUUCAAGGUCCCCAACCUGAUCAAGGGUGUCCAGUACCAGUUCAGAGUUUGUGCUGAGAACAGGUAUGGUGUGAGCGAGCCUCUGAUCUCACAGAUGGUCAUCGCCAAGCACCAGUUCAGGCCUCCAGGCCCGCCGGGCAAGCCUGUUGUGUACAAUGUCACCAACGAUGGAAUGACCAUCCAGUGGGAGAAGCCCAUCUAUGACGGCGGUACCCCCAUUCAGGGCUACCAUGUGGAGAAGAAGGAAAAGAACAGCAUAAUGUGGCAAAAGGUGAACACUGUGCUAAUCAAAGAAACUGACUACAGGAUUCUGGAACUCAUUGAAGGUCUUGAGUACUCCUUCAGAGUCUAUGCCCAGAAUGAUGCUGGCUUCAGCCGAAUGAGCGAUGAAAGCAAGCCAACCAUGGCUGUCAGUCCUGUUGAUCCUCCUGGCCAGCCCGACUACACUGAUGUGACCAGUGACUCAGUGACACUGAAAUGGGAUGCGCCCAAACGGGAUGGUGGUAGCAAGAUUGCCGGGUACAACAUUGAGAAACGGCAAGGACAUGGCCGCUGGUUCAAGGCUAACUUGACUGAUGUACACGACUGUCAGUACACUGUCACUGGAUUGGCGACGAAUGAACGCUAUGAAUUCAGAGUUAUCGCCAGAAACGCCAUUGGUGUUGUCAGUCCUCCCUCCAAUUCUUCUGGCUUGAUUGUUGUCAGAAGUGAGAAUGCUGUUCCCAAUAUUGAGUUUGGCCCAGAGUACUUCGAGGGCUUGACAGUCAAGGCAGGAGAUAACAUCAGACUGAGGGUGACCAUCACUGGACGCCCAGUUCCUAAGGUUGUCUGGUACAGAGACGGUGUGGAGGUUACCAAAAAGAUGAUGGACAUUAUCAACGUAGCUGGAUCCAGCACGCUGUUUGUCAGGGAUGCUGACCGUACACACCGUGGCCUCUAUACUGUAGAGGCUACCAAUGGAUCUGGAAGCAAGAAGGAGAACAUCCUUGUUCAAGUUCAAGACACACCUGGGGAGCCAGUGGGACCCAUCACUUUCACUAACAUCUCAGAAGGCAAGUGCACUCUGUCGUGGAACCCACCAGAGAACGAUGGCUGCUCUGAGAUUUCGCAUUACAUCAUUGAGAAGCGUGAGACUGCCAAGAUCUCUUGGGCCUUGGUGUCUGAUGAAUGUAAGGAGUGCACUUUCAAUGCAACCAAGCUCAUCAAGACCAACGAGUACCAGUUUAGGGUCUCUGCUGUUAACAAGUUUGGAGUUGGCAGACCUUUGGAAUCCAGCCCUAUCAUUGCACAGCUGCAAUACACUACACCUGAAGCUCCAGGCACUCCCGACGCCACUGAGGUGACAGGAGAGAGCAUCACCCUCUCCUGGACUCCUCCAACAUCUGACGGAGGAAAUCCCAUUCAAUACUACAUCCUGGAGAAACGAGAAAAGAAGACCAUCCGGUUCUACAAGGUGAUUACCAAGAAGCCCAUUGUUGAAUGUGCUCACAAGGUGCUUCACCUGACAGAAGAUAUGGAAUAUGAGUUCCGUGUCAUGGCCGUGAAUGACGCUGGUGUUGGAGCUCCUAGCAACAUCUCCAUGCCUAUCAAAGCUGCCGAGCCAAAAGAUAUUCCUUGUGCUCCAUCUGUGGUCUGUGUGUCUGACUCCACCAACACCUCCAUCAGUCUGGAAUGGAGCAAACCUGCAGAUGAUGGAGGCAUGGAGAUCCUGGGCUACAUUAUUGAAAUGGUGAAGGGAGAAGAAACGGAAUGGAAGAGAGUAAAUGAGGAGCUGGUGGCAGAAACAAAUUAUGUGGUAACUGGUCUGCAGAUGGGAGCGGAGUACAGGUUCCGCGUCGCAGCUGUCAAUCACGUGGGCAGGGGUGAGGAAAAGGAGACUCCUGAGCCUGCUCAGGCUGUAGACAGGCUAACACCACCACAAGUGGACAUUGAUGCCACCUUCAAGCAGACACACAUUGUCAAGGCUGGAGGUUCGGUGUGCUUGGGCAUCCAUUUCAGAGGAAAGCCCAUCCCCACUGCCACCUGGGUGAAAGAGGAAGGAGAGCUGGGUGUCAUGUCAGAGAUCACAACUACAGACGGCUAUAGUUCUCUAAGUAUUGAAAACUGCUCUAGAAAUGAUACAGGAAAAUACUCUGUUAACCUGGAAAACAGCAGCGGCAGCAAGGCCAUUACAUUCACUGUAAAGGUGAUGGACACUCCUGGACCUCCACAGGCUGUCGCCUUCAAAGAGGUGUCCAGAGGCUCAGUCACACUUACCUGGGAGCCUCCUCUGAACGACGGUGGGGCCCGGAUCCAUCACUAUAUUGUUGAGAGGCGUGAGGCCAGCCGCCGCACUUGGCAGCAGUCUGGGGGCAAGUGCACACAGCACAUCCUGAAGAUCCAGGACCUUCUGGAGGGAGUGCCAUACUUCUUCAGAGUCUCAGCUGAGAACCACCAUGGCGUGGGUGAAGCAUUUGAGCUGACUGAGCCUGUCAUUGCCACUGCAGAGCCAGCAUCUCCAAAGAGAUUGGAUAUUCUGGACACCACAGACAACUCUGUGUCUUUGGGCUGGCUGAAACCUGAACAUGAUGGCGGCAGCCGCAUCCAGUGUUACGUCAUUGAGGCAAAGCCAAAGGGUACCGACAAAUGGGUCAUGGUUGGCAACACCAAGAAUCUCAUCUAUGUUGUUGAAAAGCUCAACAAGGGUGAUGAGUAUGACUUCCGUGUGAAAGCUAAGAAUGAAGCUGGCUACAGCAAGCCCAGGGAAAGUCUGGCUCCUGUGCUGGUCAAAGAGCCUCAUAUUGAACCUGCUGCUGACCUAAGUGAGAUUACCAACCAGCUGAUCACAUGCAGGUCAGGCAGCACCUUUACCAUCGAUGUUCCCAUCAGUGGUAGACCUGCUCCUAAAGUCACCUGGAAGUUGGAGGAGAUGAGGCUGAAGAGCUCAGACAGAGUCUCCGUCAAAGUAACUAAGAACGGAACCAGCAUCUCAGUCAAGGAGGCCAUGAGAGGAGAUGGUGGUAAAUACUACCUGACUCUGGAGAAUGUGGCUGGAACCAAGACCUUCACUAUAGAAGUUAAUGUCACAGGUAGACCCAGUCCUCCAACUGGACCCAUCGAAAUCUCGUCCAUCACCUCUGAGUCCUGCGUCAUUAACUGGCAACCACCAGAGGACGAUGGUGGCACUGACAUUACCAACUACAUUGUGGAGAAGCGUGAAUCUGGUUCCACAGCCUGGCAGCUGAUCAAUUCCAGCGUAAAACGCACAUCUCUCCACGUCAGUCACCUGACCAAGUACAUGCAGUACACGUUCAGGGUGUCUGCUGAGAAUAGAUUUGGUGUCAGCAAGCCCACUGAGUCUGAGACUAUUGUUGCAGAGCAUCCUUUCACACCUCCUGGCCCACCAACAAGGCCUUCAGUCUUCAACGUCACUGCCAACACAAUGACCCUGAAAUGGGAGGAGCCCUACAAUGAUGGUGGAAGCAAAGUGACAGGCUACUGGAUUGAGAAGAAGGAGAGGAACAAUAUCCUGUGGGUGAGGGAGAAUAAGAUCCCUUGCUUUGAGUGCUACUACAAGAUGGAAGGUCUAGUUGAAGGCCUGGAGUACCAGUUCAGAGUAUACGCCAUGAACAGUGCUGGGCUGAGCAAAGCCAGCGAGGCCUCUAAGGGAGCAGUUGCCCAAAACCCAGUUGAUCCACCGAGUAAGCCAGAAGUCACCAACGUUACAAGAACCACAGUCUCCCUCAAAUGGUCGGCUCCGCUGAACGAUGGUGGCAGUCCCAUUGUGGGCUACAUCAUCGAGCGUAAGCCGUAUACUUUGACCGGUGAGGGCCGCUGGCUCAAGUGUAACUACACCAAUGUGACAGACAACUUCUACACUGUUACUGCCCUCGGAGAGGGAGAGCCCUACGAGUUCAGAGUCAUCGCCAAGAAUGCCAACCAGGUCUUCAGUACGCCGUCAGAGUCCACUGGAUCCGUUCAGUGCAAAACAGACUUUGAGCCUCCAAAGGCCCAGCUGGACAGCAAACUUUUGUCUGAAACUGUAAUGGUCAGAGCCGGUUCAGACCUGGUCCUGGAUGCUGCAGUGGGAGGCAGGCCUGACCCCAAGGCUUCCUGGUCCAAGGGCAACAGGGAGCUGGAGUUGUGUGAAAAGUACCACCUGCAGUACACCCCCACCAAAGCCAUGGCUGUCAUCAAAUUCUGUGACAGAGAUGACACUGGAAAGUAUAUCCUCACAGUCAGGAACGUUAGCGGAACGAAGACCGCUGAGGUCAACGUCAAAGUGCUCGAUACACCCGGGGUGUGUGAAGGCAACAUUGAGAUCAGCAAAAUCACUGAGGAGUCAUGCACUCUGAGCUGGAAGCCUCCUCUCGAGGACGGAGGCGAUGAGGUCUCCCACUACAUUGUGGAGAGGCGUGACACCAACAGGCUCAACUGGGUCAUCAUGCAUGCCAAGUGCAAGGAGCUGACCUGCAAUAUCACUGGGCUGUUUAAGAACACUGAGUACCUCUUCAGGGUCCGGGGAGUCAACAAGUACGGAGAAGGAGUGUACCUGCAGUCAGAGCCCAUGGUUGCCAGGAACACGUUCAGUGUGCCAACUCCUCCUGGCGCUCCAGAGAUCCUGGCAUCAGGAAAAGACUUCGCCACCAUCCAGUGGCUGAAGCCAGAGAGUGAUGGCGGCAGCCCGUUGAUCCACUACCUGGUGGAGAGGCGUGAGAGAAAGAGCGCCCGCUGGGUGAAGGUGAAUCGGGAUGGAGCUCACCUGGACACCACACUGAAGGUGUCUGGUUUGACCGAAGGCAACAUCUACCAGUUCAGAGUGACGGCCAUCAACAAGGCCGGAGAGAGCGAAGCCAGCGAGGUUUCUCUGUAUGUUGUCUGCAGAGUGCCAACAUGCACACCCGCUCCUCCUUCUAUCCCUCGUAUCACCGACACGCACGCGGACAGCAUCAGCUUGGCCUGGUCCCGCCCCAUAGAGGAUGGAGGAGCUGAUGUGAUGGCCUACAUCCUGGAGAUGCAGGACGCUGGAGCAGAAGAAUGGAAGAAGGCCCACGAAAAGACCCUACGCGCCACAGAGUAUGUGGUGACCGGACUUUCUGCAGGCAAGAAGUACUGCUUCAGAGUGGCUGGCAUCAACAUCAAUGGUACAGGAGACUUCAGCGAACCCUGUGCUGAGACUGAGCCAGUGGAGAGAAUUGAAACACCUGACUUUGAGCUCCACGAUGACCUAAAGAAGACCAUCUGCUUACGCGCCGGUGGCUCCCUUCGCCUAUUUGUCAAUGUCACUGGUCGUCCCACUCCUGCCAUCACUUGGAGCAAGCCAGGUGUUGACCUGCACAACAGAGGAUUCAUCGAAGUCACCAACACGUCCACCACACUCAUCAUCGAUAAGGUCCACCGCUAUGAUGCUGGCAAGUACACGCUGGUGGCUGAAAACUCUGCAGGGAAACAGGAAGUCAACAUUCUGGUCAAGGUCUAUGACACUCCUGGACCAACUGGACCAAUCAAGAUCAAGGAGCUGACCAAAGACUCUACCACUAUCUCUUGGGAAGCCCCAGCUGUAGAUGGUGGUGCUCCUGUCAACAACUACAUCAUUGAGAGGCGUGAGGCUUCCAUGAGAGCCUACAAGACGGUCACCGCCAAGUGCAGCAAGACAUUCUACAAGAUUGAUGGAUUGAUGGAGGGCAUGCUGUAUUAUUUCCGAGUCCUCCCUGAGAACAUUUAUGGAAUUGGAGAGCCCUGUGAGACUCCUGACGUUAUCCUGGUUUGCGAGGUGCCUUUGCCACCGCACAAGCUGGAGGUGAUUGAUGUCACCAAGAGCUCUGUCACCCUGGGAUGGGAGAAACCUGAGCAUGACGGUGGCAGCAGAUUGACAGGCUACGUCAUUGAGGCCUGCAAGUUCGGCACUGAUAAGUGGAUGAAGGUGGCCACGCUGAAGCUCACAGACUUCGAGCACACCAUUGAGAAGCUGAAUGAAAAUGAACAAUACUUGUUCAGAAUCAGAGCAGUCAACAGCAGAGGAGCCAGUGAGCCCAAAGAGCUUGUUGCAGCCAUCACUGUACAGGAACAGAGAGUAAUGCCCACGGUAGACUUCUCCAGCAUUCCUCAGAAAGUUGUCAAUGUCCUGGCAGGCAAGACUUUGGAGCUGGAACUGCCCAUCAUCGGCAGGCCUCCUCCCAUCUGCUCCUGGUAUUUCAGAGACAACAGGGUAAAAAUCACAGACCGUGUCAAGAUCAAGAGCACCGGCAAGUUCUCCAGACUGACCGUGUCUGAUACCACCAUUGAAGACACAGGUGACUACACCCUGGAGGUGAAGAAUGCCGUCGGUGUCAUCACAGAGGUCAUCAAGAUCAUCAUCCUCUCUAAACCUGAUGAACCAAGUGGAGCCAUCAGGUUUGAUGAGAUUGAUGCCACCACUGUCACCUGCAGCUGGGAUCCUCCUGUCAGAGAUGGCGGAGCUCCCAUCAGUGGCUACGUGGUGGAACAGCGUGACGCUCACAGACCUGGCUGGGUGCCCAUCUGUGACGCUGUUAGCCGACCAACCUUCAAGUUUGAGAACCUGAUUGAGGGAGAUGAGUAUGUCUUCCGUGCAGCUGCCGUGAAUCGCUACGGCACUGGAGAGUUCCUACAAUCUGAGAUCGUCACCUGCAGAAGCUUGAAGAAUGUGCCUGGACCACCUGGCCGUCCAACCAUCUUUGAUGUUUCUCGAGAUGGCAUGACUGUGGCCUGGAACCCGCCAGAUGAAGACGGUGGCCUUGAAGUGUCCGGAUACAUUGUUGAGCGCAAAGAAGUCAGGUCUGACAGAUGGGUGCGAGCCAACAAGAACCCCAUCACCAUGACCAGAUACAGGUCGACAGAGCUGAUCGAGGGCCUGGAGUAUGAACACAGAAUCACUGCCAUCAAUGCCAGAGGACUGAGCAAACCAAGUCUGCCAUCCAAACCAGCAGUUGCAACAGAUCCCAUUGAUCCACCUGGCUGUCCUCAGAACCCGAGGAUCACUGAUACCACCAAGUCCUCUGUGUCUUUGGCUUGGAGUCCUCCCGACGAUGAGGGAGACGCAAGAGUGGACGGUUAUUUGAUUGAGAUGCAGAAGGUGGGUACUAUGGCCUGGAUCAAGUGCAACACCACACCAUCUCUGAUCUGCGAGUACACGCUGACUAACAUGCCACAAGGAGAGGAGUUCAAAUUCCGUGUGAUGGCUUGCAAUGCCGGCGGCUCUGGAGAGCCUGCUGAAGUGCCUGGAACUGUCACUGUGACUGAGAUGCUUGAAUCCCCUGACUAUGACCUGGAGCUGAAAUACAAAGAUGUUUACGUGGUCCGUCAAGGAGGAGUGGUCAGGCUCUCUGUACCCAUCAAGGGUAAACCUCACCCAGUCUGCAAGUGGUUGAAGGAUAGCGGUGCAGUCUCCACCAAGGCUAUGAUUGCCUCCUCCGAGGAUGCCAGUGAGCUGGUGAUCAAGGGAGCUGAGAGGAGUGACUCUGGUCUGUAUGACCUCCUCCUGGAGAAUAAGGUUGGCAAGAAGAAGGCCCAAAUUAAAGUGAAGGUCAUCGGCCGCCCCAGCGCUCCAGAGGGACCACUUGUCUUUGAAGAGAUCCAGGCCAACUCUGUCAAGGUGUCCUGGAAGGCACCCACUGAUGACGGCGGUUCAGAGAUCCUGGGUUACAUAGUGGAAAGACGUGAGGCAGCUAGAAAUGCCUGGUACACUGUGGACUCCAGAGUGACUGACACUCAGCUAAUUGUCAAGGGCCUGAAGGAGGGAACAGAGUACCACUUCAAGGUCACAGCUGAAAACUCCUUCGGUAUUAGUGCCUCUCUGAAGUCAGAGCAGCCACUGGUGCCCAAGACUCCUCUUUGUCCUCCCGAGCCUUCAAGCACCCCACUGGAGAUCAUGGAUGUCACCAAGAGCUCUGUUGCAUUGGCCUGGUCCAGGCCAAAGGAUGACGGUGGCUCUGCCAUUACUGGCUACUUUGUUGAGUACAAGGUGGUGUCCACCGAGACGUGGUCCCGCCACCAGACCAAGAUCACCUCUACCAUGUUUACACUGCCUGGACUCACCCCUGAUGCAGACUACCAGUUCCGCAUUGUGGCUGUCAACGACAUCGGUGAGAGCGAGUCUGGUCCAGUAUCGGACCCAGUCACCUGCAAGGAUCCAUUUGACAAGCCAAGUCAACCAGGCGAGAUCGACACAGUGAACGUGACGAACAACUUCAUCACCAUCCGCUGGCAAGCUCCAGAGUGCGACGGUGGAAAAGAGGUCCUUGGCUACUGGGUUGAGUACAGGAAAUCAAUUGAGAGCACCUGGAAGAAGUGCAACAAGCAGAGGCUGAAGGAAAAGGAGUUCACCCAACCUGGACUGGCUGAGGCCACAGAGUACGAGUUCAGAGUGUUUGCUGAAAAUGAGACAGGAAUGAGCAGACCUCGUAGGACUGCCACAUGCAUCAAGACCAAACUGAGUGUUGAAACUAAACCAAGCCUGAGAAAGGAAAUGGAUGAAACAACUGCCAAGCUUGGCCAGCCUGCUGUCAUGAAGUGCCAGAUUAUUGGCAGGCCCGUCCCUGACAUCAAGUGGUAUCAUACUGGCAAAGAGAUUGUUGAGUCCCGCAAGUACGAGAUGAGUUCUGAUGGCCGUAACCACUCCCUGUCCAUCAUGACUGACCAACAAGAGGAUGAGGGAGAGUACACCUGCAAGGCCAUCAAUGAAGCUGGAGAAGCUGAGACCACAGGCAUCCUGGUACUGGAGGCUGCUCCAUCCUUCCACCCCGACUACCCAUUGAAGGAAACCUACUACGCUGGCCUGGGAACCACCCUGCGCAUCCAUGCUGUGUACAUUGGCCGUCCUGAGCCAAAGAUCAUGUGGCUGCAUGGGGCAAAGACCCUGGAGAACACAGAAGACAUCAGCAUUGAGACCACCGAGCACUACACACACCUGGUCAUUAAGAAUGUGCAGCGCAGAGUCCAUGGAGGAAAAUACAGGAUCAGACUGCACAACCACUUUGGCCGGGCUGAUACUGCGUUCAAUGUUGAGAUCUAUGACAAACCUGAUAUGCCUCAGGGUCCCAUCGUCCUGGACGCCCUCCUGAAAAAUUCUGUCAUCAUCAGCUGGAAGGCUCCCAAGGAUGACGGAGGUUGUAUGAUCACCAACUACAUCGUGGAGAAGCGUGAAGACAAGGAGGGCACAGAGUGGGAGCUGGUGUCAUCAUCCAUUAAUGGCACCUCUUGCCGCGUCCCUAACCUUAUUGACAGUGCCGGAUACUUCUUCCGUGUGUACGCCCAGAAUCGCUAUGGCAACAGUGAGCCACUGGAGCUCACUUCACCUAUUCUUAUUAAGAGCCAGCUGGAGAAACCAUCACCACCUCUGUCGCCAGUUGUGUCUGGAAUCACCAAGGACUCCUGUGUUGUUUCCUGGAAGCCCCCGCUCAGCGAUGGUGGCUCCAAGAUCAAGAGCUAUUGUCUCGAGAAGAAGCACAAGAAGGACAAGAAGGAAUGGACUGAAUGGACUCCAGUGACCACAGAUGAGAUCAAACAGACAGUGUUCUCCGUCAAGCGUCUGACCGAGGGUGUUGAGUACAUCUUCCGUGUGAAGUGCGAGAACCUCGGAGGACAGAGUGACUACAGCGAGGAGACCGCUCCCAUCAUUCCUGCCACAGCUGUCGAGAUCCGUGCUCCUGCCUUCAAGGAGGAGCUGAGGAACAUGAGCGUCAAGUACAAGAGCAAUGCUACCCUUGUCUGUAAGAUCACAGGACAGCCCAAGCCUGUGAUUAAAUGGUUCAGACGAGGAAAGGAGAUCCAUUCUGAUGGAAAAAAGAUCAAGAUCCAGGAGUUCAAGGGAGGCUACCACCAGCUGGUCAUCACCGAGGCUGAUGAAGAAGACUCCACUGUGUACCAGAUCAGAGCUACCAACCAGGGAGGCUCCAUCUGUGCAACAGUCUCUCUGGAUGUUGAAAUCCCUGCAAAGAUCAACCUGCCAAAGAACCUGAAGGACAAGGAAGCCAUCCCUGCCCUGCGUGGAGAGGUGGUCAAUAUCAAGAUUCCUUUUGGUGGGAAACCAGAUCCUGUCAUUACAUGGCAGAAGGGACAAGAUCUCAUUGACAGCAAUGGCCACUACCAGGUCAUCGUCACCAGGUCGUUCACUUCUUUGGUGUUCCCCAACGGAGUGGAGAAGAAGGAUGCUGGUUUCUACAUCGUCUGUGCCAAGAACAGAUUUGGCAUUGACCAGCAGACAGUUGAGCUGGAUGUGGCGGAUGUGCCUGAUCCUCCACGUGGUGUCAAAGCUAGUGAUGUCUCCAGAGAUUCAGUCACACUGAACUGGGUAGCCCCAGCAAAUGAUGGCGGAAGCAAAGUCGUCAGCUACAUCAUUGAAAAGUGCCCAACCACUGCUGAGAGGUGGGAGCGUGUUGCCCAGUCCCGUGACACCCGCUACACCGUUAUCAAUCUCUUUGGAGGAACCAGCUAUCAGUUUAGAGUCAUUGCUGAGAAUAAGUUUGGACAGAGUGCUCCAUCAGAGACCAGUGGACCUGUCAUGACCAAGGAGGAUAAGUCCAGAGUUCUGCUCUAUGACAGGGAGGUUGACGAUUCUGGACAUGUUCCCAAGGGCAAGGCUCAACACUCUGAUGCCAAGAAUCUGCAUAACAAAUAUGCUAUUGCAGAGGAAUUGGGCAGAGGUCAGUUUGGCAUUGUCCACCGCUGUGUUGACAUCAGCUCUGAGAAGACAUACAUGGCUAAAUUCAUUAAAGUGAGAGGUGCUGAUCAAGCAGUAGUCAAGAAGGAAAUUGCAACACUGAACCUGGCCAAACACACCAACUACCUCCUCCUCCAAGAGUCUUUUGACAGCCCUGAGGAGCUGGUUAUUAUCUAUGACUUCAUCUCUGGUGCUGACAUCUUUGAGCGCCUCAGCACCACUGAGUUUGAGCUCAGCGAGCGUGAGAUUGUCAACUACAUCAGGCAGAUCUGCUCAGCUCUUGAAUUCCUGCACACUCAGAGCUAUGGACACUUUGAUAUCAGACCCGAGAACAUUGUGUACACAACUAGAACCAGCUCUAAUGUGAAGAUUAUUGAGUUGGGCCAGUCCAGACACCUGACACCUGGAGACCAAAUCAAGAUUCAGUAUACCACUGCAGAGUAUGCCGCCCCUGAGAUCCACCAGUGUGACAUGGUUAGCACUGUCACUGACAUGUGGUCAGUUGGUGUCCUUGCCUAUGUACUCCUCAGUGGACUUAACCCAUUCACAGCUGAAACCAACCAACAGAUGAUUGACAACAUCUCCAAUGCAGCCUACAGCUACGAUGAUGAGUCCUUCAUGCAGGUCAGCGUUGAGGCAUUAGACUUCACAGACCGCCUAAUGACAAAGGAAAGGAAACACCGUAUGACUGCCGCAGAGGCUGUGGCGCAUCCUUGGCUCGCCAAGCCUGCAGAGGAGAUUAGCGCCAGAGCGAUCCCAACCGGCAGGCAUAAGCGAUACUAUCAGACAAUGGUGAGGAAAGAGUGGGGCACUGUUGUGUCUGCAGCCCGUGUGGCCAGUGGUGGCUCCAUCAGGUCCCAGCGUGGCGUCUUUGUCGCCAAGGUGAAGAUUGCACCAUUUGAACACGGUCCUGUUGCAGGCCAGAUUGGCCAUGCAGUGGUGAAUGAGGGAGACAGUGUGAAAUUCAUCUGCAACAUUGACAACUAUGAUAGCACUACUGAAGUGACAUGGUACUGCGGUGUGAGGCAGCUUGAAGCUGGAGACAAAUAUGAAAUUGAAUAUGAGGAUGGUCUGGCUGUAAUCACCAUCAACAAGGUCACGAGAGCAGAUGAUGGCACUUACAGAUGCAAGGUUGUGAAUGAGUAUGGUGAAGACAGUGCCUAUGCGGAGCUGUUUAUCAACGGCGUUAGAUCUUACCGUGACUUCUUCACCACCCGUGUGGUCAAGAGAACAAAGCGCAGAGUUGACACUGCCAGAAUGCUUCAGAAACCUCCAGAGUUCACCCUUCCUCUGGUCAACCGUACAGCCUAUAUUGGUGAGGAUGUGCGCUUUGGCGUCACCAUCACUGUUCACCCCGAGCCACGUGUCAUCUGGCACAAAUCAGGACAGAAACUUAUCCCUGGACAUGAUGACAGGAAAUAUACCUUCAUUAGUGACAAGGGUCUGUACCAGCUGAUUAUCCACAAACUUGAGGAGGAGGAUGAUGCUGAAUACAGCGUUGUGGCCCGUAACAGGUACGGUGAUGACAGCUGCAAGGCUCGUCUUACUGUUGUUCCUCGACCUAAACCAGCAGACCUCACCCUGAGACCCAUGUUCAAACGCCUGCUUGCAAAUGUGGAAUGCAAGGAGGGCCAGAACGUGCGCUUUGAGAUCAGAGUAUCAGGCCAUCCUGCGCUGAAGUGGGAGAAGGAUGGCACACCUUUAGCCUUUGGACCAUCUAUUGAAGUUGUCCAUGAGGGUCUGGAUUACUUCAUCCUUCACGUGAGAGACACUCUCCCUGAGGACUCUGGCAUAUACAGAGUUACUGCUACCAACUCAGCUGGAUCUGCCAGCUGCCAGGCCACGCUCAAAGUAGAGCGCGCCAUUCAUGUAAAGAAGGAAUAUGAAACCAGUGAAAAGGAGAAGGAAAAGGUAUCUGGAAAGGAGGAAUUAGACAAAAAGGUGAGGCUGUCUCAAAUUUUGACUGGCACUGUGGUUACACCUCUACCACCCGCAGCAGUACAAGCUGUAAGGGAGGCAGCCACUAUGUUCAAACCUGCUGUGACAACUAAAAAGGGUGAGAAGACUGAGGCUGAGAUACAGAAAGAACAAGAGGAGAGGAAGAAGCGUGCAGACGAGAAGAGGCUGCGUAUGCCCUACGUCGUCCCCACUCCUCGUGUCAUUAACCCAGCUGUUCUUGAGGAGGACGUGGAAAUAAAACACUUCAAGCCAUUCUCUGACAUGAAAUGGUACAAAAAGCUGCGGGAUCAGUAUGAGUUCCCUGAGCCUAUGGAUAAAAUCAAGCAGAAGAGGAUGAAGCGUAUUCGCCUCUCGAGGUGGGAGCAGUUCUAUGAAGUGCCAAUCAGGAUCAAGGACCAGUAUAAGCCUAAGUGGCGCAUCUCAUCCAUGACUCAGGAUGACUUGGAGACUGUGAGGCCUGCAAGGCACCGCACUCCUUCACCUGAGAUGGAAGCUUACCACAGGAUUAGGAGGAGGUCCCUGGGUGACCUGUCAGACGAGGAACUGCUGCUGCCUGUGGGUGAGUAUCUGUCGAUGAAGAGAACGGAGGAGGAGAGACUGCGUCUGGAGGAUGAGCUGGAGCUUGGCUACUCUGCUUCUCCACCUAGCCUCAGCCCGGUCCGCUUUGAGCUCUCUGCCUUGCGCCCCUCAUCUCCUAGAAGAGUCUGCAGUGAUGAUGAAGAGGGAGAAGACGUCCACAGAUAUGACUCCUAUAGGAUUCCAUCGAAAUAUGAAGCUGGCCCAAGUUUUGUUGAUCUCCGCCAGCGUCACGACAAAGCCACAUACAAACCUCCAAGACAGAAGCAGAGGGUGUAUGAGGAGAGAGAAGAUCAGGAACUGCUUCGCCCACACACAACUGUUCAGAGAAUCUCCUCUUACAAGAGUGAACUCAAACGCAUGGAGUUUGAGGAGAAAACACGAGCCUCCAAAAAGGAAACAACUGUCACUGUUGCGACAGUCUCUGAGGGCGCUGAAUCUGAGCACCUGACAGCCUUUACCUCAGAAUAUAUUCCUAAACCAAUUAAGAAGCUCCCAGUGACUGAGCCAGAAAAAUCUCCUACCCCAGAAAAGGCUGUGAAGACAGACGUGACCCUUCCUAGAGUUGACUUUGCAUCCAGGUAUGAGGAGAGGAAGCAGGCCCUAAGAUCAGAGAGAAGAUCAGUGGAGAGGAAGGUUGAGGUGGUGACACAGGCUCCCUUCAGCCUUGACCAUGCCCCGCGUAUUACCGUCAGGAUGCGAUCUCAUCGCGUACCCUAUGGCUCCCACACAAAGUUCACCCUGAAUGUCCAGGCCAAACCAGACCCUGAGGUCAAAUGGUUCCACAAUGGAAGAGAGAUUCAUCAAAGCAGCAAAUACCACAUAACUAAUAUCAGUGGAGUUCUCACCCUCCAGAUCAUCAACUGUGUGACCGAAGAUGCCGGCACAUACCGUGUGGUCUGCAAGAACACCAAAGGAGAGACUUCUGACUAUGCCACAUUAGAUGUAGCAGGAGCAGAAUAUGCUGCCUUCUCUUCACUCCGCAAGGAUGAGGAGCCCCCAUCCUCCCAUCUGCCAGAAAUGACCAGAACAGAGGUGUAUCACGUCUCCUCAUCUAAAACAACAGAGAAGGAAACUGUGAAAGAGACCACCACUGUUGUUGAAAAGCCAAGGGAGAAGCCUGGUGCUCCUGCCACGAUCCUGACCAAACCACAGUCUCUGACUGUGGAGGAGGGAGACCUAGCCAGAUUUGAGUGUGAUGUGGCUGGUGAACCGGCACCUUCUAUCACGUGGAUACAUGAAGGAGCAACUGUUGGUUCCACUGCCCGUCACCACAUUGUCUCCACUCAAUACAGCUCCUCCUUCGAGAUCUCUGCCGUUGAGAUGUCAGAUGAAGGCAGCUACACUCUGCUGGUGGAAAAUGCUGGAGGCAAACAAGAAGCCCAUUUCACUCUGACGAUCCGCAAGUCUGAGUCCAAGGAGAAAGUAGUUGCCCCUCCCAGAGUCACCUCUCCAGAAGCUAAGUCUCCUCUCGCCAAGUCCCCUGAACCAGUCAAAUCUCCUCAGAGAGUCAAGUCUCCUGAGCCAAUCAAGUCACCUCAGAGAGUGAAAUCUCCAGUCUCACCAAAAUCCCCAACACCAAAAUCCCCGACACCUAAGUCCCCUACUCCAAAAUCCCCUACUCCAUCUGAGCGUGUGACCUCUCCAAUCAAGUCACCAAAGAGAGUGAUGUCACCAACUCUGGAGAAGAAGCCGACCUUCUCCGUCGGUCUUAGCGACGUCACUGCAACCUCUGACUCCAUUGUCAAGCUGACAGUGAAGCUGGCAGGAGAGCCCAAACCAGCAAUCUCAUGGACGAAGGAUGGAAAGGCUUUGUCUCAGGGUGGGAAGUAUGAAAUCUUUGAGGAGCACGGCUCAGCUUACCUUGAGAUUUAUGAAUCAGAAGUUUCUGACAGUGGGGUGUACAAGUGCACUGCUACUAACAGUGCUGGAGCAGUGUCGACGACCUGCACAGUCACUGUACGAGGCUCAAAAAGCUCCAAAACAAAAGCUGAAAUCUCUGAGGAAGUCAUGAAAAAAGAAACGGUCCAUGAGGAAGUCCUGUCCUCUGUGAAGGAGGUCAGGUCCUCCCACACCCAAAUGUCCAUUACAGAGGGCCAGUCUCUGACUCUGAGGGCUAACAUCCCCAGAGCCUCAGACAUCAAGUGGAUUCUGAACGGGAUUGAACUGGUCGACUCAGAGCAGUACAGAUACGGAGCGUCCGGAAACGACCAGACCCUGACCAUCAGGUCGGUCAGCCAGAGCGAGCAAGGGAUCAUCACGUGUCAGGCUCAAACACAACAAGGCCUGGUCCGGUGUCAGUUUGAUACUGCAGUCACAGCUAAACGCCCAGACGCACCCCACUUCGUGGUGCAGCCCAGGUCCCAGAAUGUCAAUGAGGGACAGAAUGUCAAAUUCCAAUGUGAAAUUGCAGGAGAGCCUUCACCUGAAGUGGAGUGGUUGAAAGACAACAUGACCAUACCUGUCACAUCAAACAUUAGACUGAGCCGCUCCAAAAAUGUGUACACGCUGGAGAUACGCGAUGCCGCCGUUGCAGACAGUGGGAAAUACACGAUAAAAGCCACAAAUCAGUUCGGACAGUGCUCUGCAACUUCGUCCCUCAACGUCCUCACUCUUGUUGAAGAACCAACAAAAAUGAUUAUUGUGGAGCAAAGAGCUUCUACUGACGCUGCUGCCAGCAUGCAGAAAGGUUUCUCAGCCUCGUCCUUUCAAAUGGAGGCAGCUUCCAUGCAGGCCAGCAGUUACAGCAGCAGCUCCCGCUCUGCUGCUGCUGCCGCGCAUUCGUUUGAGAGCAUGUCAGCGACUAGCAUGUCUGCCAUGAUGGCUGAGUCAGUGGUCACCAUGAGCACCAGCAGCCAAAUGAUGGAAAUGUCUGCUCACUCGCAUGUCGAGGCCUCCUCUUCCUCCUCCUCACUGAGAGCCCUCACUACAGGGCGUAAAAGAGGCAGUCCACCCAAGAUCGAGGCCCUCCCACGGGACGUCAGUGCAGAGCCAGGGAAGUCCCUGACGGUGGCGGGGGUAUUCUCUGGAGACCCUGCCCCCUCUGUCCAGUGGCUCCGCUCUGGGCGGACCCUCCCCAACGGGGAUGAGCGGUACCAUGUGGAGAACACCGCCGACCUCUCCACCCUGAUGAUCUCAGCGGUGAAAGAGAACGACACCGGAGCGUACACCCUCCGCCUGUCCAACGAGUUUGGCUCCGACUCUGCAACUGUCAACAUUCACAUUCGGUCCAUGUAAAAAAAAGAACAAAAAAAAUUAAUUUAUACCCCCGUUUCCCUGAUCCAGAACCUUUUUGUUUAGUGAAUUAGCAACAAUAAUCUACUUGAUAAAGAUCUGGAUUUCUGUUCUUGUAAAUAUGAACUAUUUUUGUACCAAUCUUGACAUUAAUUUAUGCCAAACUAGACUAAAGUCUAAAGUUGUUAUAAAAUGUGCCAUAUUGGAUAACUAUGACUUUUGAAACACAUUUCUGUGACAUGUACAUAAUGUAUAUAGCCGAAUUUAACGGUUAUGGGAAAUGUAUGCAUUGUUAUUUAUGACAAUAAUAUGAACUGAAACAAAAGAACAAAUGUUUUAACAGGAGAAAGUUCCACCAGGAACGAAUACCCUGUCAAACCGAGAAACUAAACUCUGUGCCUCAACGGUAAGUUGAAGUCCUAAGAUUGCCUCAACAGGUAGAGAGGCUCCCUGUUGAUGUUACGAACCAGAAACAGAAAGACAAAGUUAAUGUGUUGGACACGCAUCUGUGCGUGUGAUAUUACAGUUUCUUAUGAGUUGUACCAUGAGCACAAGACCCUGAGUGCUGUUUGUAUCACCCUCAUGUAAGCAGCAUGAACCGGCCUUGUGCUCAGACUGACCGUGUCAUACCACCACGACUUGAUGACCUGCUCAGAGUGCGAGCGGCCUGCACUCUCAGCGCUUAGAUCAUUUUAAUAAAGAGCGCUGCUUCUGGCACGGGACGGUGGGAUCGGCUUUUUAAAAUGAAACAUCACCUGGCCACGAACGAACGAACAGAAAGUCAAAGCCCGCCCUGCUGUGCAGAAGCAGUGCCGGCUCCUGGAGGAUAGUUAGGUAAUGUGUUUGUGUGUUUUAAGUGUGAGUGUUUUUAGCUUUUAGUCAUUUCACUUUGUCAGUGGUCAGGGUCUUCUUCAUUCGCCACGCUGAGUCCAUCGCCUGUGAAUGAAAGGAAAAGAGAAGCAGUUAUGUUUUGCCCUGCACUUUGAUUUGAUUAAACUCUUGAUGUAGGACUACAUUUCAUCCUCCUUGAGUUGUAUGCAUUACUGAUUUAAUAAAGCAUGAUUUCAGCACUA
This is a messenger RNA of Toxotes jaculatrix (banded archerfish), 80520 nucleotides long. RefSeq names its product titin, tandem duplicate 1 (gene ttn.1). NCBI's taxonomy places the organism in Eukaryota, Metazoa, Chordata, Actinopteri, Toxotidae. The record is from RefSeq and is a predicted model, not a curated record. The transcript is spliced from 199 exons. Gene Ontology annotation, molecular function: protein binding; protein kinase activity; ATP binding. Gene Ontology annotation, biological process: protein phosphorylation. Bases 233 to 79450 code for a protein of 26405 amino acids.